GAAGGGAGGAGCACAUCCUAAUGCAGAGAUGCUGCAGUGACUCAGGGCGCGCACACAUAACACAGGCAGGCAGGCAGGCAGCAGCACAAGGCGAAGGCUCACCUGCAGAAGGAGGGCAGGCGGCAGAGAGGAAGGUUGCUGCUGCUUCUGCUGCUGCAUCGAGAGCUCCCGGGCUCUCCUCGCCCAGGCACGCCACACGCGCAUACACGUGCCGAUCCAGCCACUCUCUCUGCCCAAGGUAGGAGGAGGGGGCGCGGGGUGUCCUUUUAGGCUCCCCUGACUCUGUUCCCAAGAUUUGGGCUGCUCCGGAAGGUGCAAGCUAACUUUCAGUCUAGGGGGAGGGGAGCGAGAGAGAGAUGGAGAUCAUGACAUCAGUCGUUCAGCCACGCCGCCGCACCCGAGCAGGGCUGUCUAGUGAUGGCAACGGGUUUGGCGUGGGCGCAUGGCACGGGCAUGCCAGGGAAGGGGCUGCCGGUGCCAAGGGAGAGGUGCCCAAGAGCGUCGCCAGUCAGUGACAAGGGAAGGGUUGGCGGCGGGAUGGGGUGCGGUCCCUGUUGAAAACGUGUUUAUCUGCGAUGCUUUGCAAGGGGUGUCGGAAGAAGUGGUGGCAGGAGGGCCCAGGUUUUUUGACUUGCUUUUCUGAACCGGUGCCACGUAGGUGUGACCAAAGAAAGCGGUGUCGAAACGACCACCCACACCUGAACUGGAAGAGAUCAAGGGCAGGGAGCGAAGCAAUAGGAUGGGAUCAGUUUGAGUUUUCCUACUGCAAGCAGAGUCUGUCUCCUCAUUAGGGCUCCAGAGAGAAGGGAGCGCUGGCUUCUGCUCUGUGUGGGUGUUGUAUUUUUCUCUCUCCAAGGCUAUUAAGCCACUUUGGACACCCACCCACCCUUCGUAGAGCAACUGUAGAAGAGGCUGUUGGGCUGGGAGGGGGGCUACUUGAUGGGAUGGCCUUCAGGUAACAGAACGGAUAAGUGCCCAGACAGUCCCAAUCUUUACUGAUUUUGUAUUUCAUUCGGAUCUGGAGCAAACCCAGACAACUUUGUGACCCACCAGGCUGAAUGGAGCUCCUUAGUUUUGUAAGGUAGCCCAUCAAGCACUAGAUCACUCACUUGGUUUUUCUUCCUGCCUGGAAGUUUACUCAGAGCCUUGGGGGGGGGGGGGAGAGGAAAGUUGUCAGGAACCUGGGAGGCUGCACUACUUGCCUUCAUUUGACGAGAUGGGUGACAAGUUGUGCAGGCCUGACCUAUGCAAGUUUCAACUUCUUCGGCGUCAAGGCUGAAUGAAUGAGUUGCUAAAACGACAGUUUUAAAUAUGAGAGCUGUUUGCCCUUUCUAUCCAGAGCAUCUCUGCUUGUGAUUGCACCAGAUCCAUCCGGCAUCAUGUCCAACCAUCUGCUAAUGCUCCGACCCAGGCAAUAAGAUGCCAUACUAGCCUUUGCAUUUCACAGCUUGUCUGUAAAGAGUGGGGCCGGGGCCAAACGCCUCUUCUCUACACCUGUUUGUGUGUGCUGUGCAUUGACAGCCUGCCAACUGAGGCUAGUGCAACAUGCUUUUGAGAAAGUGGGCUCUGCUGCUGUUUUCUGAAAAGCCUUCUUCCUCAGUAGGUGCCACUGGGUUGUUGUUUCUUGCAGCUGAGUGGGCGAGAGGCAGCCUGGAGGCUUGCAGCUUCAGCCAUCGCUUUCUGGAUCAAAUAACUGAAGUGCUUGCAUAUUCUAGCAUAGACCACACACUCCAGAGCUCCAUGAUCAGGCAUUUGUUUGUGAUGCACAAUUUAAAUAAAAACUUGUAAGGUCAGCAUUUGGUUUAUGCUUUUCAAUUCAAUAAUAAUCAGUAAACAUAUCAUUGCCAAAGGAGCCAUUUAUUUGUCUAAUUCCUCCUGGUAGGUGCUAAGGUUUUGAUCCCAGAACCUGUGGCACCAUGAAGGCAGCAACAGAUCCCUAACCCUCUAGUCCAGUAGAAGGUGGUCUCACUUACACAGUCCACAAGACUCUGCAAAGCGCCGGGGCUUUAUAACACCAGCCUCCUUCCUCUUUCCAAGCCAGGUCCUGCCUGCUUAGCUGCUAGCAGUUGGAUCACUGUCCUUUACCCAGACCACAUUUCACAUAAACCCUUGUGGAUUUAAACUGAACAUAUUUCUGCUCCCCAUGCAGUCACUGGCCCAUCUGGCUACAAGGAAAGCCACCUGGUCCAUUUCUCUUUACUUAUAUACACACAGCUGUUAAGAAGGCUGCUCUGAAUAAGUGGGGAAGGGGGCAGAGGAUGAGAAAGCAUGCUGAGACCAGCCUGAAAUAUGAAUUAACUUGAAAACAACACAGAUGCUUGUGAAAAUACAUUGCAUGGCUGACUGUGAAGGCGGCACUGAUCAUAUGGGAGUCCUGAACAGAUAGCUACUAUUGCUGUGAUUGAUUUGGCCAGUGAUAGUUCAGCCGAUUUGCAAGCAAUCCAAAGUGUAAAGGAAGGUGACAGACUGGACGUCUGAAUCUAGAAAGUCCAGCAUCCUUUUGUUCAUUCCAUCUUGUCUCUUUCUGAUCUAGCGACAGGCACACAAGUGGCACAUGGUCUAUUUAGAACUGCCAACUUACUCCUGUAUGUUUAGCAGGCAGAUAAGAGGCAGUUCAGGAAGUGGAUGUUUUCCUAGUGUGGUGAUACAGUGUCAGGCAGGAGAAGCAUCGCCUGCUGGUUGUCAUUCUGUCACACAGCUGUUAAAAGCACAGGAGCCAUGUCCCAAAAUAAGCACUGGCAGCUCUAAGCUUCUUCUCCCAUCUGCAGGAUCAGAAGCAGGUUUUCCCCAUGAGUUUUUGAUUGUGGGUCAUCUGUUGUAAAUGAUUGGGGUUGAGAGGCAGGUAUUACAUAUGUAUUACCCCAACUCCAACCCACUUCCCAAGUGUUAUUUAUUCUUCAGAAGAAAUUCUGAAAUAUGCAACCCCUAAAUAUUGUCAUGGUAUGCUUCCUUGAUUAUUUUUUUUAAAAAAGGAAAUAAUUCCCUUUCUCAUCUAGUUUUUACAUCAGAGAUUGAGUAGAGUGGCAAAUUAUUGCUUGAACUUCUCUUUUGCCUCUUGGGAGCAUUAUUAGGAGUCUAAACAAGAGGAGGUGAAAGUUAAACAAAAAGUAAGUGAGAAGCAACCUGUGACUUCCUGUGUCUUUGCUCUCUUUAGCUAAAUCUGCUUAGCUGGUGGAGGUAAGUGAAGUGGAUGUAAGUUAGGGUGCCCAUUUAUGCAUCACUAAAGAAAAGAGAGCAAAUCUGCAUAAACUUUGCAUGUGCUCAUUUAAUAUACAUAGAUGCAAAUUCAGAAAUGAUUUAAAUAGAAACCAGUGUAGAGGGGAAGAAUGUGACCAACUGAUUUGAGUGCCUGGUCGUUCUGCUCUGCUGUUUAUGUGUUCACUGUUGAUGGGAACUUUAAGGACCUUCUUCUCUAUAAAAUGGACUUGGACCAGACAGCCCUUCAAGUAGAGCAGGGGUGGAGAUCCUGUGGUUACAACUUCUAUCCUCCCUGACCAUGGGCAAUGCUGACCGGGGCUGAAGGGAGCUGGAGUUCAACGAGGGCCAUGGAUUCCUCACCUCUAAAAUACAGGGCAUCUUUAAAUAGUGGUCUGUCCUCUCUCAAAUAAGACAUAUGACCACUGUGAGCAGCACUGCAGGAAUGAGUCCUGACAUAAUUGAGUUUAGGAUUGGGCUUAGAGGAAGAAACUAGACAGAAUCCUGGGCCGAAAAUAGCAGCGCAGCAGGAAGUUGCUUGCAGAAUAUUGAGGGAGCCUAAACAACAAUAGCAUAUGACUGAUGGCAUUGGUAAAGAAUGACCAAAAAAAGGCACUAUGGAUUUGUACAUGCUCACUGUUAGAAAGCUGCUAGCAUAUGGAUAGAACUAGCAAUUGUCAGAUACAGACUGCAAAACCUUUGAUCCUCAUACUGUGAUAAGAGUGCUUGUUUCACCUACCUUUCUUGGGAUCUCUAGUAGCUGUUCUCCACUUGGAAUCAAAUGACCCUGCAUGCUUUGUGGUUGCUGAGGAAUGGCAGCUUUCUUCUCUUAUUCAGUAGGGGUCGGUGAGGUUUGUUCCACUGGUUUCAUUAGCUAGGUAUGAGUAGCACUGGGUUUGUUUCAUAGAGGCAAGUGUGAAAGGUUGUGCAGAUUGAUGGGAUAUUAUGUGGAGGGAGUACCUUCACUUAUGUGGACUACAACUGAGAAAGGGAAAGAGAAAAAAAGGGUGUGUGCAUUUUAUUUUUAAAAAACCCUCAUGCCUGGUAGGAUGAUGCAUAAAUAUGAAUAUAUGCAAAAAUAUGCAUUUUUUUUAAUGCAUAAUUGGCUACAACCCUACGUUCAGGCUGCAGAAAGUCUGCAGAAAGCAGAGGCUAGGAGUGGAAGAAAAGCAGAUUUUAGAAGUCCUCUCAUAUUAUCGAAGCUCUUGGGAGCCCACUAGAUAGGGGCAAGCUGCUGAACCCAUAGCGUUACCAAAUGGUCAGAGAGCUUGAUAUCUUAUUAGAGCCCACAACUCCACCAUUGGUAAUGGGUUCCCUUGAGGUGGUGCCCUUAAGAAUGAGUGCUGAGAGAAAAAUCAUUGCCCCGGGCAACAUUGAACCAGCCAUGUGCCAUUUCACUUGCUUUCUGAGCUUCACUCUGUGUCCCAUAGCAGAGACCUUUCCCUUAUGCAGUUCUUGUUGCCUGUUAUUUCUGAUGUUGCAUGAAGGUAGAUUAAUGAAGGAAAGCCUCAGAGUGAAGCAAGGGCCUCACGUACGUAGCAGGAACAAAUGCUUCAGAACUAGGAUAUUUAAAAGGAGCUUCUUUGAGGCUUUUUGUUCCAGCAUGGGAGCAGACAGGGGGCAUUCAGCUAGCUCUCUAGCGGAUACUGCUGUUGCUUGCUGCCUCAUCCUAAGGUGUUUCCCUCAUUGACACUGAUAAGGCAGACUUCUUUGCCAACAGUUCGUACAGAGUUUACAGGGAAGAGACUAGCUUCUCUAGGCAUUGCAGGUUAAACGAAGAGGCGGCGGGGGGGGGGGGGGAGAGAGCUUUCUACUUCAGCUCCCAGCCAGCCAGGCCAAAGAGGCCAAAGACUGGUGACUGUCCUGGGAGUUUAAGGCUGCCUAGUGGGAUGUUAAGAGAGCAAGUCCACAUUCCCAUAAAUUCCAUUUAAGCCUAUCAAGGCCCUGCCCUCAGCAGUGGCCUUGCCAAUAUGAAUCUUCACUAUGAGAAUCAUAGAAACAUAGAAUUGUAGAGUUGGAAGGUACCCUGAGGGUCAUCUAGUCCAAGGAGACUCAUAAUCUAUUUCUCAUUUGGCUUCUAGGUUCUGGCGUUGUUUUUGUAGCCUUGUUUUGUAUUAAAAACAGCAUAGCCUUGUCAUUGUAACUAAGGUUUAAUUUUCUGCACCACACUAUUUUGCUGUUCACUCUUGGUUUCCUUUACGUUUUGAUUAUUCCAGUUUAAGGGACACCAAAGACAGGCCUAAAAUCCCUGUGUGUUUUUUAAAAAUAAUUUUUUAUUAAAUAUUUUCUUGGUUUACAAAAGUACCUGCCUUGUCUCUUUUUUCAAGUUGUACAGUCUUUUCUACAGAUCACUUACAUUUGUUAUGAGACAUUAGUGUUGAAUACAGAAUAAGGUCAGGAAGAAGAGGAGUGUGUGUGAGAGAGAUGGUUUUGCUAAGCCAUUGUUCUUCCCUUCCCUUGCCUGCCUCCGCCUUCCUUGCUCACACACCCACUCCAGGUCUGUGAACAAUUCCACCCCCCUCUCCAAUAUAUUCACCAAGCACCAUUGCUGAUUUCCUUGAAGCACCCUGUUCAAAACACAGCUCUAUUUACUGAGAAUUUUGAAGGACUCUGGUUAUGAAUAAUCCUUGGACUACAUUUUCUGUAAGACUGUGCUUUUUGGCUUAUGAUUUCUGAGACAGGAAUAUUGUUUGUUGUGAACGAUUUAGAUGGGUUUUUAAGAGGAAAGAUUUGAUGCAAGCCUCCUUGAACGUUUACUUACUGCAAAUAGGAAGUCAGAAUAUACAUCUUUUAAGUGUAGUCCAAGCAGUGUUUCUUAUCCAAGGAGACUACAGUCCUGUUGUGGCUUUAUGAUUCGUCUUUCCCCCAGCUCCUUGUCCCAGCUUUAUAGGGCUGGAGCAGGGACAACACCAGUGCCUUGAAACUGGUCUAUGUAGGCACUAAGAGAGUGUAGCAUGCCAUGUGUAAAACAGCCCACCCUCCUCUCAAAGCUGUAAGUAAGGACACGGUUGUACGUAAGCACACUUACAUGGCAGUAAGCCCCAUUGAGCAUAGUGAGGCUUACUUCUGAGGAAGCAUGCAUAGGAUUGUAUUGUACGGCUGACUCACCUUCUGUAAUGAUUCCUGUUAAACAGGCUUAGCUUAUAGGAGAAAAUAGUGUUUCAGAGACAGCAGUUCAUUAGGAGGCCUUUCUGGAGAACUGCAAUUGUGGCUCAUUACUUCAUAAUACUCCUUCCUGACUGGCAGAUACUCCUUGCCCUACUGGCACAGAAUAUCCCUGACAUUUCUUUUCUGGCUCUUUUCCUUAAUUGAUUUCUCUGGGUUUUGAUAUGCUGCGUUUUGAUGCAUUGCCUUCCAUAUUCUCCUAGUCAUUGUUAGAGGAUGACUAAUUCCCUCCCCUCCCCCCUCUCUCCUACGCCAUUAAUUUUUGUGGUCUCUUCUCUGCUGUGUCUUCACUCUGUCCUUGUAUUCAUAAAAAGGUAAACAGAGACCUUAAGCAGAUGAAGCCCUGGAUGGUCUCUGUCCCUGGUGGCUUAUAGCCUUCGCAUUUCUCUCUGUUCAAGUCAGGCAUCCAUCGCUGCUGGAGCUCAAUGUCAGGGCAGAUGUCUUGAUCAGAAGAUUUGACUGUAAAGUAGUUUGGAGGGUUUUCAGCCUUAAUACUUGCUUGCUCCCCCCCAAAAAAAUCGUGGAUGCUUUUCCCAUUUCUUGCAAUUGUCUCCCAAUACAAAGACAAGGCAAUACAAAGUAUAUAUAUUUUGUUUUUUUUUAAGAGAAGAAAAAAAGUGUAGCAUGCCCAGGAGUUUUACCCAGAAACUGUAGCAGAGCAUUUCAUUUCACAUUUAAUUUGUAUACCGUCUUUCUAUUUUACUAUACCCAAGGUGGUUUAAAAGCUGAGGAAACAAAGAAUGUACACCUUGUAACAAUCCAAUCCAAUACAAAAAUGUAGUGAUAAAACAUAACUUUAAAAUAAGCAACCAGUAUCAAUUAAAGUAAUAUUCAACAAUCCAUUAGAAUAGUAAAGGUAAAGGGACCCCUGACCAUUAGGUCCAGUCGUGACCGACUCUGGGGUUGCAGCGCUCAUCUCGCUCUAUUGGCCAAGGGAGCCGGCGUACAGCUUCUGGGUCAUGUGGCCAGCAUGACUAAGCCACUUCUGGCGAACUAGAGCUACGCACGGAAAUGCCGUUUACUUUCCCACCGGAGUGGUACCUAUUUAUCUACUUGCACUUUGAGGUGCUUUCGAACUGCUAGGUUGGCAGGAGCAGGGACUGAGCAAUGGGAGCUCACCCCGUUGCGGGGAUUCGAACUGCCGACCUUCCAAUCGGCAAGUCCUAGGCUCUGUGGUUUAACCCACAGCGCCACCUGUGUCCCAUUAGAAUAGUAUAGAAUAUGAAAUAUCAGCAUAUCAAAAUUAAACAGAAAUCCACUCUUAACAAUUACAAUAAAUAAUUUCUAAAUUAUAAUCAAUAAAAGCAACGGCAAGUCACAGUGCAUAAAACAGUACAAUACAAAUUGAGAAGCAGAGACUGGAGGGUGGGGGCAAGGCAGGUGGAAAAGGCCUUGCCUGAUGGACGGUUGGAAGUCUCUCCCCUCACAGUUCUUCCUCUAAGCACAGGGAUGGAAAGGACUUUUCUAGCAGAAAGCUAAACUGCAAACUGUCGAUUUUGGCAAAAGUGGCAAGGGCCAAACUUUGUCAUAUUUCCACAAGUCCUUUAAAUUUUGUGUGUAGCAUUUCUUUGUACAAAAUUACAAGAUUUUUAUAUCUGCAUUUGUAGUAUUAGCAUUCUGGGAGGGUUGCACAAAUCUGUGCAUGAGAGAGAGGUGGGGGGUUGUGGGGAGAAAAGAAUGACUCACUAUUCCCACAGGCUCAGAUGAAGGAAAAGGCGAGUUCUUAAAAAGUCUAAUUGAACUUUAAAGCAAUGGGAACACUCUUUUGUCCCACCCAAUCUACUCCUGUCCUUUCCCUUAGUCCUUACCAUCCCUAAAAUAUCCAUCUCUGUUUUCUCAUUUCCGUAGUUAGCUCCUGGAAACACAAUAUAGUCAAAGCACAUCCAACAUACAUUUGAAACACGUCACUUCCCCAAGGAAUCAUGGAAACUGUAGUUUGUCACUGGUGCUCGGAAUUUUAGCUCUGUGGUAGCAAAACUACAGUUUCCAGGGUCUUUGGGGGGAAACCAUUUUAUGGGAAGGUGUAUUUAGUUGUCAUGUAUUGUCAGAUGAUUAGCAGGUGGGAGGCUGCACCCACAUGUCAUAGUUGGGCUGUGGGGUCUAGGAGACGGAAGCAUCCAGUCCUCUGGCCAGAGCCAGCUCCUUACCCCUAGUGUGUCUGAAGGCUCUCUCAUUGGUGAAAUGUUCCCACCUGUUACCUUCCCUUCCCCCUCAGCUUCCAGACAGCACUUGUCCCAUUGCAAUCACAAAUAAGAAACCAGAAUCUGUUUCAACUUGUGCUUCAAGUUAUCUGUUUCAAGUUAUGCAAUUUUUAGUGCAGUUUUAAUAUUUAGGGUGAGAUGGAAUCAUUUUAUUCCUUUGUUGUUCUUUUCUAUUGUCAUCCAUGUUGAAUAUCUCCAAACAGAAAAGGGAGAGGGAUUUUAAAAAAUAUAUAAAUAUAUGUGUUUUAAUGUGGAUGUCCAGAUACCAUUAGCAUGCACAGGGAUUGGGUACUUCAUUGUCUCUUUCUCCAAACUCCAACCAAGCCAGUUUUUGCAGUUCUUUAUAAAUCAUGAACAGAAUUUCCCAUAUUAGCUUCUAAUCUUACUAGACCUUUCAAUCCCAGUACUAGGUGGAAGUCUGAAUUGCUAUUUGUCCUGCCUGUGAAUGUUCUGUGAAUAUCAUUCACUAUUGUAAACAGCAAGACAGGGGAAUGUUUUUCUGAGACGUUGUAGGGGAGAACCUAGGAAUCUGUCUUAUACCUUUGGAUUAAUAGUCCAUCUAUCGUUGGCACUGACUGGCAACAGAUUUCCAGGAUUUUAGGUAAGAGUCUUUCUCUGCCCUGCCUAUAGAUUUCAGGGAAUGAAUUGGGAAUCUUCUGCAUGCAAACCAUUUGAUCCACCACUGGGCCAUGCCCCUUCCCUCGAUUAUCUCCUGUGCUGGCAUUUUUGACCCAGGUGGGAUUAGCACCACCAACUUGCUCAAGGCAGGGAUUUAGGAACACUUAUUUCUGGUGUUCCCAGAAGCUGCUUCAGUUUUGAAGUUUCUGCCUAAAGUUCAUCACAGCAGCACUGGAGAUACUUUCUGCAUUCCCUGCUAAGGCUUGUAUUGUUCAACACUUUCAGCUCUCUAAUCCUUCCGUACCGGAUUACCAAGACAACUCCUUUAAACUAAAUAUUAAAUACCUCUGAAGCACCUCUUUUUAUUUCAUCUUAGAUAUCCUGUAGAUAUGUGGAAAGUAUGUCAGCAUUUGGCCUGAGAUAUCUAAAACACAGGAUUGGUCAGUCUUAUUUGGGUAUACCUUCAUAUCAGAAUAACUAUCAUCAUCAUCAUCAUCAUCAUCAUUUAUAGCCCACUUCUUUCUCCAAGAAGCUCAGGGUUGUUUACAUGGUUCUCUCACUCCACAUUUAAGCCCAACAACAACCCUGUGAGGUAGACUGGGCUGGGAGGCACUGGCAGGUCCGUGGUCACCCAGGGAGCUUCCUGGCCAAGUGAGGAUUUGAACCCUGGUCUCCCAGCUCCUAGUCCAACACGAUAACUGCUACACUACACUGGCUCUCUUCUUAUUUCUUGGGAAAAGAUUACAUGUAGGUCAAUUUCUGAGAGAUGUCCUCAAGUCACAAAACUCUGCUUUUGUCCCAAGUCCCAAACUGGGUGAUGAUGAUAAUUUUUCAUGGUACUAACAUAUUCUCAUGAAACAUGGCCGACAUAGUCCACAUUUCUCACCCACCUCCACCACAUCUCCAACAUUAUCCAAGUAGCCUUGUAAGGUUACUGUACCUCUCAUACAAAUCAUAGCAAAACAGCAAGAAUCGUACUACUGCAACAAAACACAACUCCACCCAACCAAUCUAAACCUAUUUUUAUAUCCCUGAAUCUGAUAAGCUGAUCCUUAAAAGUCAAGGUGAUAAUCCCUUAAAAUCAGGUUUUAAAACUGAAAAUUGAAAGUGUUCAAAUUGUAAAACGAAGUCAGAUUUGAAUUAUAUUUCUUCCCACCUGAUAUUGAAGGGUUGGUGGUGUCAACAAAUUCCUAGCCAGAUGGCAAUCCUGGCACAUUAAGACUGCAGUUCUAUGCACACUUGCCUGAGAGAAUGUCCCCUGGCAAUCAAUGGGGAAUGCCAAGUAGGUAUAAAUCAGAGUACACCAGGGGUAGUCAACAUGGUGCCAUCCAGAUGUUUUGAACUACAGCUCCCAUCAACCCCAGACAGCAUGGCCAGUGGUCAGGGAUGAUGGGAGUUGUGAUCCAUACUAUCGGGCACCAGGUUGGCUAGUUCUGCAAGAUGUCUUUUCUUAAGCUCUUCUUUUUAAAGAAACCUUUUCACAUUCUUCAAUAAAGUUGAUGCCUUAUAGCUGUGGAGGAAGCCAGAAGCCAGGAGGCAUCUAUCAGUAGCUGAAUUUGAUCAGCAGUCAGUAUCCAUUAAGGAAUUAAGAAAUCAGUUACCUAUAGUACGGAGUGAGCAACGCCAAAAAUAAGUCAUGGAUGCAUCUUGGAACUAUUUUAUGCAUCGAAAAACAACUAUAAUACAUAGCCAAGGAGAGUUAACAAACAGCUUUAGGUUCUGCCAUUCCAGCCAGAAAAACAGUCACCAGGAGCCUGCCAAAUGGCAGCAGCAAAGAACAGCUGAGGGUCUUGUGAAGAAAGGCAGUGUUGCUAGCAUAACAUUGAGCAAGGAGCACGGAAGCUACACCCCUUUUAUUCCCCAAUUCAUUGUAGAUGCAUCCUGUGCACUUAUAAAAUUAAGACCCUACACUCUUCAGAUCCAACCCAUCACACAUCAGUCAAUUAUUCAGAAUAACUUGGUGUCAUGUGAAUUUUAUUAAUAUCAAAAUUAUGAUCUCUCACUCACACGCAUGUCGUCCAGAGGGCAAUCACUGUUGACUCUGCCAAGAUGUUGGCAAAUCAUCAUGAUGGUUCUAUACAGAAACUAAUGCCAAGGCCAUCUCCUUGUGGAUUUGCUAAAGCCAGAGCUGUCUCCCACAAUGUCUAGUUCCUCAAUACAGUUAACAGCACAAGUCCUGUUGGUUUUAAUAGGACUAGCUUCCCAUUACAGGAGGUGGGCUUGGACUUGGGGUGCUACACUUUACCAUAUUUACUGAGGAAAAACAUAAGCUUGUUAUCUGUUGGAUAAUCAUAGUUUAGACAUUAACCUGCAGGAGAGGCAAACUGCUUCCAUAUGGUGGCAUUUCUGAAAUUACCAUUCCAUAUGGCACAUUUUCAGUUAGGAGGCAAUACUAGAAGCCUCACUUCCACCUAUGCAUCACAAUGCAGAGAGGUAUCUCAGUGUCCAUCCUCAUCCAGUCUGGAACUGAUUCCCAAUUCAACAAAGAAAUCAGUGUGUGGAAGCAGCUUCCAUAUGUGUUGUUUUUUUUUUAAAAAAAAUGAUGUUUAUUAAGAGUUUAAGAAUUACAGAAAAAAGAGAAAAAGAAAACAACAAAACAUUUAACAAAGCAUACAUUACAAUACAUAAAGAGAAAAGCAUAAAAAACAAUACAACAAUACAGCAAACAACAACAACACAAUAACAUUAAAACACACAUCUAAUGUUCCAUAUCUUUAUCUUUCAUUUACUUGUUUCAUCGACCUCCUCACACCUCCCUUUUUGUAUUCUAAUUUAAUUGUUUCAGCAAAUUCUUUCCAUCUUUCUCAAUUUUUGUUAUAUAAUUUAUCUUAACGAUCUAACCUUUUAAUUAACUCAACAAAUCCUUUCCAUCUUUCACUAUAUUCUGUCAUUCAAUUUACCUUAAUUUAUUUAACCUUAUCUUGCCGUAAAAAACAAAAACAAAAAACCUUAAAGCUUAAAACUUAAUGUACAUAACUCCUUAUAUCAUUUCUACUAAAGCCAAAUAGUUUCAUUCCAACAUUUCCCCUAAUAUUCAUUAAUUUUACACUAAUUCUCAAAAUAAUUUUUUUAAAAACUUUCUUCCAAUCUUCAUCCAAUGUCUCUUCUUCCUGGUCUCGGGUUUUGUCAGUCCUUCUUGUCCAUUCCAUCUAGUCCAUCAACCUGGUGAUCUUAUGUCCGAGGCUCUUAAGUCUUUUCCAUGUCCCUUCUGCAGAUCUUCUUCUUGUUUAUACCUGCACUUUACUUUGUCUUUUGUUGAUCUUUUUCUUAAUUUCUUUCCUUUCUCAUUGGGGGGUAGGUCUCGGGAGGACUCCAAUCCAAAAAUAUCUCCAUCUCUCCUCAGCAGAUCAGCCCAUUCCCCACAGUCCCAUUCCCCACAGUCAGCACUGUAAUCCAGAAAGUAUUUAAAAACAUGUUUCAAAGUCCUUCCAAAAUUAAGAGCCCUCACAACUCCAGACCCCCCCUGGUCCACUCCAGAUUCAAACUUCAAGAACAGCGGCUUAUGCUCCUGCAAGGCCUCGGAUCUCUCCAUUUGUGUUACUUGAGGUUCAACUGCAACGUCCAUUAUCUUCUGCACUUGCGCUUGCCCUGUCAAAACAAGUUCCUGGGCUGGUUCCUGAAUGGUUUCUAUAUGGGUAUUCGCCGUUUGUCCAAAGUUUUUAACUGCAACAGUCAUCAAAUCCAUCUUCUCAUGCAUCUGCUCCAGCAAAGCACUUGUCUUGCAAAAAGCAAGCACCAAGACUUCUUGUAAACACAUUUUUAUUCAAGGUCAGAGUCUGGUCUCACGAUCCUAAUCUUACAGCUGUGAAAUCCCCAGAUCGACUCCGGCAACAAAUUAACAAGCUCCCUCUAGAGGAGACAAUUUCUAUUUGUAUCCAUCUUUUGAAAGCAGGACCAACAAAAGAAAAUUACUUUCAUUUUUCAAAUACUUUGUUUCUUUGGAAUGCAAGAAGCAACAUUGGAAUCAAUUUGUUUCUCUUUUUUUUACUAUCUGUCAAAAGACGUUCCAUUCACAGUCGAUGAACUUCCCCAUAAAUUUCUGUCUCUGACACCCCGUUCCCAGGUUUGAGACGGUGGAAAUUUAUCUUUCUUUACUCUCUCUCCUGCAGGCUUAAACAGUCAAAAAUUCCCCCCCUUUUCUCCUGCUUCCAAGAGGGGUUUUGGUGGUAAUAACUGAAGGAAAUUUAGACCUUUAUAUACGACUUUCCAGACUUUAGCUUACAAAGUUUUUGCUUCAAUCUAUUUACAAAAACGGGAGGCGGACUUCCUGUUUAGAGCCUUCCGCUUCAGUGACAAAUUAAAAUGUUUCUUAAUCCAAUUUUCCGUUCUACUCACGGGUACUUGUUUAGAGUCCAAUUGUCCACAGGAAAAAGUCAGCGCUCUCCGGCAACGGCUGUGCGGCUUCACUCCGUAAAAGUAGCGGUUGAUUCAAAACACCGUGCCACUCACCCCACGUUGCUUCGGAUCCCCGAAAAAGGGUUUCCCUGCGAGUAGGGGAGAGGCUCCUGGUGUCAGCCGAAUCCCACGUUCCCAGGCUUCCUCCACCUGGGAUUUUUAGAGGGUUUCUGCCUUCGCUGCGGUGGCAAGACCCGAUUUUCACGAAGCAGGUUCCUCUCAGUCAGAGGAACUCCGCCAUUGCCGAUGGCGCUAACCCAGAAGUCCGCAGCUUCCAUAUGUGUUAUCCCUCUUGUUGAACUUGGGCAAUAGUUACUGUAACAUAUCUAUAGAUGUGAUAAGGGUUAUGAUGAAUUAUUAGGCUUGUAGUGAUGUUUGGUAAAAUAGCUUUGAUAUGUGGUUUAGAUUAAUCAUUCUGAUGACUUUGAAGACACUAUAUCUUUGGGCAACAGUGAUGAGCACUGAAAGGAAAGCAAUGUUGUCCCAUGUUUCAGAGCUUGGAUUGACUUAUGAUUGAUAUUGGAAUGCUUUCUUCAAUAUUCAAAUACACAGGGUGAUACAACUAGGUUUUUUUAAAAAACAAAUAAAUAAAUAGCUUUUGGAAAUUGAAGAAUGAGAUUUUUAAACCACCAUUGAUUCUUUUAAGGCUUGCAGGAUUGCCAUCAUUUUAUUAUCCCAGGUCUUGGACUGUCCUUUAUGGGAGAGCUAUUUCUUGACCUGUUUGGAACUGUCCUUCCUGGAGGCUUAUCCAUACUUCUGUUUGCCCUGCCACUUUCCCCUGGGAAAAGCUGCAGUUUAGCACUGAAACAGAGCAAACGGCAAAUGCGUUCUCCAUGGAUUGCCAUUUGCUCUGAUUUAUCACUAAAGAAUGGUUUUCCAUGGGAAAGCGGCUGGGCAAGGGUAAAACCACUCAGAUCUGUGCCUGGAAAGCACAGGACAAGCAGAAAACAGCUCAGACCCAUGCUUUCUAAGCACAGGACAAGCAGGUGUAGAUGAGCCCCUAAGUUUACUUGUUGGUUGGUUGUUUAUUUGUUUGCUUGCUCUACAGAUUUGGCCGGAUUUCAGUUUGCAGGCAUCUAAUCAAAUUAAUUUGCGAAAAUUCAGACAUGAUUGACUAGGGUCAGUCAAAUUUGCCAGUAUGUAGAGCGGCUGUUGAAGAGGAUCUUAAUGAUGCCAGGCUACUUCUAGCACUCGUUUGAUUGUGAAUUUGAGCUGGGAACUGAGCUCUUGCAUUCUGCUACUGCAUCGCCCCAGGCCUUUUCACAUGAGUGAGAGGAAACCCAAGAAACAGUUUUCCAGCCAUGUGAUCCUUUCUUUUGGGGGAGAGGGAGGGAGCAGAGAGGCUUUCACUUUCAGCAGCGGACUUGCCUUGAAACUGCAGUCAAAAGGCAAAUGUUCAAGAGUAAUGCUCAGCACUUGCUCCACAUACAUUAGUGUUCUGUUGUGACCACAUCCCAUCAUGUAGUCGAACAAUGAAUCAGUAAAGCCCAAACCCCCAGUCCUAGACCAGCCAUUAAUGAACAUACCACAGCCCUACAGGGUAUUGGCAGUCGUGAGCAACUAGAAAAUGGUUGGGCUUACGCCAUAUACUCUCUACCGCAUACGAUAACAAGCUGUGCUUUCACCUAUGUAAAACAAAUGUUCCAAUUAUAGUAUUGCUAAAGGAUAUGAGUAACACAUCUCUAACUCAGCAAAGAGUUGUGGUGUGAAACCUUUUGGGUCAUUGUGUAAAUUGCGAAUAACAACAUAAGAUAAUAAAAUAUUUGUGCCUUCAGGAGCAUCCUGAUUUGUUGCAAUCAGAAGCUGGUGUUGUUUAUCUCUGCUCACAGAAAUCCUAAUUGAAAUAUUGUCAUUUCUUAGAUUUACAUCCUGCCUUCCUCCAAGCAGUUCAAGGCAGUCUACACAGUUCCCUCCCUCCCUUUUUUGGAUCUCAAAACAACCCUGUGAGGUAGGUUAGUGAGCAGAGAGUUAGUGAGCAGGGAUUGGACAUGGAUCUCGCCAGUCCAACACUCAAACCACUACAGUACGCUGGUGCAUAAAAUACAAUUUCAUUUGUGCUUUAAGAGAAGCAGGUUUGGGAGUUGUCCAGGAUUUUCAAGGAGGUUUCCAUUUUGCCAGUUGUAGUAGUCGGGUAUUUUGCCUGAAGCACUAAAACUGGCAGAUUCCAGCAGCAGCUCUGGUUUGAGCCCUUUGAAAUGUAGGGGACUUUGGAAUCUGGGGCUUUGAUCCAUUUCUGCCAGUGUUCAUUGCCAUCAGUUGCAGAUAAUUGUAGUUUAUUAUUAGUAAAGUAGCAGGCAAAUGAUUGGCUGUUACUAUUUUGAGAAUAAGGAAACAGAGACGGGAAUGGCAUCAAUUAUUUCAUGGCCUUUACAAACAAGAGAGGUAGAAUAGGAAUCUGGUGCCUUUGUACUCUUUUGCAACAUCUCUUUCUUGUUAGCAAAUGAACUUUUGCAUGGCACAAGCCCUUGUACCCCUGCUUCAACCACUUCAUCAGCAUUGGAAUAGCUCGGUUAUUAUGGGAUGCUGCAGCUGCAGCAAAGAACAAGACUCCUGCCCAAGUCCUCUGCUGGUUCCCUGACUGGAGGGGUUUAAAUGACACUCAUCCAUUCUGGUUUAAUAGAUUGCAUAGGCAUCAUUGCUCAAGACAGCCUCACAGCUCAUCCUGUUAAUACCCUCUCCCUGGUUGUAGGCUGGAGGCUGAUGAAGGGAGGGAGGGGAGAAGCACGGUACUGCCAAGCUGGCAGAGCCCUGCCAAGCCCUGUAGCCCUGCAGGGUGAUGAGCGAGGGCUUCCCUCCUGCUUGUCAGAGCAAAUCAGAAGAACUCAAAGUGGGUGCACGUGUGAACUUCGUGAGGAGCAAGGGAACGUGAGCAGAGAUGCAGGGUGGUACUGAUGAGAAAAGGCAAGGUGAUAGGGAAAGCUGAGGGCUUGGCCUGACACAGGUGCACUUGCCUCCCCAGGGAAUGUUGAGCAUGCAUGUGUGUGAGCGACAGUGAAAGGCAGAGGAGAGAUGCAGUCCAAUGAGGAGGCAUUGUUAGCUUUGGGGGUAAAAGAGCAUUGGGAUGUGACAAGAAGCGGUCCAGAAAAGUUAGCGGUGUUAGUGGCGGCACUUUUGGGAAUGAAAACACUCGCAAUACAAUGUUUAAUGUUUGAAAGAGAAAAGUGUCAGAGCUCAAGUAGGCCUCGAAGCCACAAGCUCUGAAGAAGCAUGACAUGUGCAUGCAUGCUUGUAUGCACAAACAUGCAGCCUGCUUGUGGUUACUCAGUGGUGUGAGGAAGGCGCACUUGCAGAUGCUUAGAAGCCAUCUCAUCUUCACUCUUGCAGAGCUGAGCCUUGAUCUUGCAAACGGCUUCUGGGAGUGAGGCCCAUUUCACAGCACCACCGUCAACUUUAAAGACCCAUGUUUAUCAUUCUGUGGGUCAGAAGUAGUUUUGUGUGUGCUAAAAGGAAUAGAACUUAAUAUCAUUACUAAGGCUGCAACAUUUAAACAGCACAAUCCUAUACUGAGGUAAAUCUGGCUCGAUCCAUUCCCACCUAAGUGUACAUCGGGAUUGCAGUCCCAAUUAGUUAGAUUAAUCAGUUAAAGCCUUCUUGAGCAACUGAAAAGGUGUCUCCAAUUAACUGGGCAAUACAUUUUUUAAAGUGCCUUAUUUUUUAACUUAAAGAUGUCUAGGAAUUGCAACCGGCAUGUGCCAAGCUGGAAAAGGUUUUCAAAGGGUGGGUGCCUCUUCUAAGAUGGCGCCUGCUGCAGAAGUGUAUACAAGCCCUGCCUGAAAACAAAGUCUGUUUUGAAACUCACAAUCUUUAUUCCACUUCCCCCUCCAUUAUUAUUGUUAUUGUCGCAAAUAUAUCAGGAGGGGGGAAACAACAACGUUGUCAGCUGACUUUGAUCCUGACUUAAGCAUAUAAUUUAAUACAGGCAGCCCAUUUGUCAAAAUAAGAUGGGUAGUCAUAAGAUGGGUCGUCAUAAGAUAUCCAUUCAAGCCCAGAAAGGGCAGUGAGAGCUUAAACUACUAUGUAGUAGAUAGUGAUGUUUAUCCUCCCAGCUUUGAAAUAUAGCUUGUUCUCUGCAACUACAAAGGCUCACAGGGUCUGUCCACAUUUAUUGUCUCUCUGUUAGUCUCCAACCCACAGGAUUAUAAAUGCAUUGACAACUGCAAGUAUCAAACAUUUUUCCAAAACGAAGUUACUGUGAAGAUUUUUUUUUUUUAUCAGAAAGAACACACCACAGGAACUUCUAACACUAAUAGCCUGAGAUUUCUUUGACUGAGUGACAACCAUAAUUGGUACUAAAAGCUUCCUGGUUAGAGGAUGCCUUGUAAAAGCCAGAACCAGAAUUGUCAGGAUUGCGUGAAUUCUGUAUUAAAAAUAAUAAUAACCAACAUUCUGCCCCGUGUAGCUCAAAUUCUGUAUUUUAUGCUGUGGCUUGUUUUACACAAAAUAAAUAUAUUGGCUUGUAAUUGUGAACCUGCUCUCUCCACCCUGCUCCUGUGCUUUAACAGCGGCAUGGCAAAUAGAAAUGGAGCAACAGAAGCUUUGCCUGGCAUAUGGCAUAGAGUGAAAAUAGUUGUUUGAUUUCUGUGUCAUGCUGAUAUUAAAAAUGAAAGGAGGAGAGCUAGAAAGAUCCUGAAUUUUUAAUCUAAUGCCAAGUUUUGGACUUGUUGUAUGCUCGUGUUAGCCUUAUAGUCAGGCAUUAGCUUGGUAGCAAUAGAUGAGAGGGAAUUACAGGCAGACAAGUGCAGGGAAUUUAAUGUAGCUAGUAAACAUUUUUUUUCAGGCUGGUAACUUUUGUGGACUGAUUUACAAGGCAGGUUUGCACAGACCUGUAAAGUACACAUUGCCCCUGUUACACAAUUGGUUGCUCUCUUUGGGAAAAUCACUGUUCUUUGUUAAUUGGAAUAUUUGUCCAGUUUAAUAUAUGCAAGCAAAGAGUUUAAUAUAGUUUGCAUUUAACAUAUGCAAGCCACUGUCAGAGAAUGAACUUGAGCAAACAAAAAAGAAAGCCGCUCACUGCAUCCACCAAAACAGAUUUCAGGUCUAACCAACUAGCAGUCCUCUUAAGCAGUCACAAACGUCUGAACGAACAAAUCAUUUUUUCUCUCAGGUUUCUUCGGAGUGGACAUGAUGAGCGAGCAGCCACAAAAUAUUAAUAUGUGCUUUGUAAAAGACAAAUUGUGCCAAGACAAAUGGACUAACCAAUGGUUUCAAUUAAAUGCAUGUUUGUAUUUAUAGUGUUGACUUUAGCUAAAGUCUUGUGCGGUGUUCCUAUUAACUGGAUAAGAAACCUAAUUAUAUUGUAAUAACCCAUGGAUAGUGAGAAUGGAUGUAUGUUUUUGUUCUCUCAGAAAGCUACUCCUAAUGUCUUUGAUUAAGGCUUCUGUGAGGUUCAGAACAGCCAUGUUAUUUCUUUCUUGUUUGGGGUGCUUAGAGAAGACAUAUUAAGCCUUGUAGACACAUAACUUUUCCUGUGGUGGUAUUUUUUAUAAUCUCUCCCCCGUUCAAAUCUUCAUCACAUUGACACUCAAACAUGAGGUUGAGACCAUUUCGGAGAAAUUGGCCUGGUGUGCACAACACAGUAAGCCAAAUUAUGGCUUACUGGGACUACACAAAUGUGUGGGCUCCCAGAAAGGAGCUCACUGCUGCUUUCUCGCCUCACUAAUCAUGAGCUGUAGAUUGUCAUUAAUUAUAGUGAAGUAACCACCUUGGGCAAUGAGGUGUUGGAUGACCCAAUGCUAGGGGACUGGGAGAGACAGCAGCAAGGUGUUGGAUGACAGAGCUGAGUGUGGCCUGGCCUGCACCCCCUAAGCAGCUGCUGCCCUCAGGAGACUUUGUUCCAUCACCCAUGUUGAAGUAAGAUUCAAUAGUCUGCAUGGGCAGCUUCUAGGUGUAAAGGAGGAGCAGGCACCAGCUCAUCAUUCAGGCAGCAAAAUGUUCAGGUCCAGCUCUGCACACAAUUAUAGUGGUACCUUGGGUUAAGAACUUAAUUCGUUCCGGAGGUCUGUUCUUAACCUGAAGCACCACUUUAGCUAAUGGGGCCUCCUGCUGCCGCUGCGCCGCCGGAGCACGAUUUCUGUUCUCAUCCUGAAGCAAAGUUCUUAACCCGAGGUAAUAUUUCUGGGUUAGCAGAGUCUGUAACCUGAAGCGUAUGUAAACUGAAGCGUAUGUAAUCUGAAGCGUAUGUAACCCGAGGUACCACUGUAGUCUCUUUAUCACCCAUUUACACCUUCCUUAAAUGGGCCUAUGUCUAGUCUCUUUGGGUGUUUUUAACAGGAUCCUAAAGAAUCAUUUGUCAUUUUAUAUUUUGAUAUGUACUGUGUUUUUGCUGAUUAUUCUGAUACUUUGUUUUCUGUUUGCUCUUAGUCAUUUUGGGUUCCCUCAGGAAGACAAAGUGGGAUAUAAGCCAUUUAAAGUGGGAGGAAAUGAAAAUGGAAUGGAAAAGUUGCAUUUUUAUCAGGAUACCCUCUUAACAGCUGUGCUAGGGCUUGUCCUGCUAAUGUACAUAGAACUACAGAAUAGCCCACAGCCAUAACGUGCGAUUUUUCUCCACUAUGAUCAUUUCCCAAAGUAGGCAUCAGCUUGCUCAAAGAAUCCUAUCAGAGAGGAAAGCAGGAAGACCCAAAGGAACUGUAGGCAUCUGUCUAUAACAUCAGUUCCUUGAUAAUGGAUCCAUCCUAGGUCCCGGGGGCAUUUAUGAGAUAGCCAAUCUGUCUUUGACUAUUAGUAGAUGUUCUUUCAUGCAGCUUCCUGCACUAUCCUAGUGGAUAGGAGCAUUUGCAGCAGGGCAUCCAUCAGCAGACUGUUUCACUGCCACCAAGUCAGCUCUGAAAUGAUAUCCCAAGAAAAGAGGCAAAUACCGGUCUUGCCCCUCUUUCUGAAUUUAGGUCCUGGUUUAUCUAUCCAUCUGUGGAUGAAGUGCAGAAUCUGGGGGCUUCUUUGUGCCUUUAUGUGAACAUGGUAAACAGGCAUUUGAAACUUUGUGUGUCUUAUGGAGAACAGGUACCCUUAUCAGAGAGCAAAGAUUGACUUUGGUUCCCUGUUGAAUGGAUGCUUGACGGUGAAAUCUAAUAUGUUGCUAUGUAGUGUGUAAAACAGACCUAAGAAAACAUCUUAUCCAGACAGAAUCUCCUGCAUGGAAGUUAUUUUAUGCAGGAAAUUGUUUGAAUCUCAUGUGCAAUUUGCAACCCAUGGCAAAUGUUUACAUGGCCACAUGUGAUAAACUGCAUGCAGGACUUGAGCUAUUUAUUUACUACAUGAAUAAGACUUCAGCUUCUGUGGAACAUCCUCAAAACUGUUACUGGAUCUGCCAAUACAGGAUAAUCAUGACAGUACACAACUAACACACCUUUUGCACAGAAUAUCAUCAUCUGCACUGUAGACUUUGCAGCCUAAAAGAGUAUGGCAAAACUUUUUAUUGAAUUCCAGUCAUUUGGAGCUGGGAAAAGGAUAAAGAAAAAUUCUCUUCAAGCAGAUAUGUUGGAUUGUUUAUCAUUUCCAGCAAAUUCCUCAUUACCUUUACUAGAUGAGUAACUGUAAGUGGUUUAUGCUGGCUGCUCAACCAUAGAACUGCCUUCAAGGCAGCAGCCUCCAUACCAUGAUCAGCUGAAUUUGCAGAGAGAAGAAUCUUAUAAUUGCCAGGCUGAAAUAAUGGACUAUUGAAUUUGGCCUGCAAAACGUUGGCAAAGAGACUGGCAAAUAAAAAAUAGACAUGAUGCUAGAUGUUUUCAGGCAGCCUACUAGAUUCAAUUAGACAGUGGGGAAGAGAGCAGUUGGAGAGAGAAAAAGAAUGCAGGUACAGGUCUCCCCUGAAAAUCUGCACUGGUAUUGGAGAAAUGAGUUGUUUUUAAUGAGUUGUGUGAUUAAAGGGAAAUAGAAAAUAUUCUCAAUCGGGUUUGCAAGAUCAAUAUUUCAAAGAUAGGGACACUUUUGCGGAAGUAUGUGCUAAUCAAGAUGUGGGCUGUUUUGUGUGGCAAAUUUAUGAGUGAAUUUUGUGUUGGUAAAUUUAUUUCUUUAGUACAUAUAUCUCACUUUUUUCCCACCAUGGCACUCACAUUGGUAUAGGUCACAGCUUUUCAAACUGUGUGUCCGUGACACAUUAGUGUGUUGGCUACAGUGUGUAGGUGUGUUGUAUGAACGCUCCCCACACUCCUCCCAGGGCUGGAAAGGGGUCUAAAAAGUGUGUCACCAACAUGAAAAGUUUGGAAAGCUCUGGUAUAGGUGGUGGUCUUGGGUGGUCUCCCAUGCAGGCAUGCCUAGAUCAGACCUAGUCCUCGUUUGCUUCAGCAUAUUAGCCGAAUCAUGUGCCCUCAGGUGAUAUUCUAGAACCCAGGAAGUCUUAAGAAACAAAGAACAACCACAAAAUCAUUACAGUAUUGAUCAUCUGCCAUCUUGAUUCAAAGUAGCAUUCAGGUGUGUGUACCCAGAUGUAGAUGAAAAUUUACUCCUUGAUCUCAGGAACCAUGAUGCAAAAAUUGCUUUUGAUGGGUUAUAUCCAGCAAAUCCCUAUUUUGAGUCAACCCAAAGAAAUUAACGACCCAUCAAUUUCAAUGGGUCUGCUCUGACUAACAUUAGAUAUAGCCCACUGUCUUUAGAGGUGUCUAAAUGCAUAGUGAAAAAAGAGCUUUUCAGAUUGUGAAGUAGAUAUGCCACACCUUUUAUCAAAUAUAAUCAGCUUUCUUAGCACUGCUAGGUUCUGAUUGGCCCUUCCUGCCUUGGUUUUUUUCUUGGUUGAAAAUAUUUUUAAAAAUAAAACUUAGGAAGCUUUAGGUAGUGAUUGAUGUAUGGCUGUCUGAAAAGCCCAAGCUAUUGUUAACAAACUGAUGAAGAUCAACAGUGCUGGGAUCAUCCGAAAUGAGGAAUGGUCAUCCUGUUGCUAAAAUAAGCAUUCCCUCCAUAUAAGUGGUGCUUAUGAGCCCAGCCUUAUGUUCACAUGCACCAGAAACGUAGGUGUAAAAGAGGUCUUAAAAUGAAGAAAGAAAUGGCGGUUGAAAUAUCAUUAUGUGAGUCAUAGAGCUCUGAGCACUAUAUAGUCAUUUUUUCUUUUGGAAGUAAACUGAGCCUGAAGUCUGUAAAUUCAGAGCAACAGUAGCUGGGGUUCAAAUUGUAAUAGUCACUCAUGACCUACUGGAAGGCAGGGGGGAAAAGACAGGAGAAUUAACACACCCAAAAUUAUUGCAGUUCUACUGCUGUUAUUUUAUUAUGUGAUUGCCUAUUCAGCCAUUUAUUCCCCUGACACUAUAGUUUGUUUAGGCUAAAUGCCCAGGGAGAGAAGGGACCAGAUUCACUUUCAUUUGAAUACAGCAUCUAUAUUUUAUAAAGCAAGAAAAUGGAGAGCUCAGUUAUAAUCAGCACAGCCUCCUCCUUACUCAACUCUGUCUGCACCCCCUGUGUCUUUGAGACAAAUCUGCUCAUUUGACUAACUAAAUGUAGCUGGUUUUGUGCUGACUCUACCUGCUGAGCUGAUACAGAGGAGAAAGAGAGAGAGCAAUUUUGCACCAUCCAUCUUUUUAAUAAGCAAACAAACAAAUAAAUAGUCUAGGGAGACAUUUGAUCCAAAACUGUAUUCAGUAACCUCAUAACUUUGGUAUAAUUUAGUUCUGCAUCUAGCUCAUGGCCUGGAACUUCACAACAUGCACAAAACUGCAGUCCUUGGUUUUAAGGCAAUUAUCAUGAUUGGAUUUUAGAUGAAAUCUGGAUGCUUUUUGAUUAAACAGGUUAGUGGAUGAAUCGUCGAAACAGCGUAGAUGAAAGGAUUUCUUGCCACGAUGGCUGUGAGAGAUGGAAGGGCUCAGGUGGCUGACUUUGCAAAUCCCAGAGGACUUGUACCCAGUGAUACUGUCUUUCUACUGUGUAAACCAAGCAUGCUGAAUUUGAAGUCUGGGAGCAGAAAUUGUGAAGCGGCUAUGCCACAUCUUUCAUUCAUGGCUCAUUGUGUUGUCAAUACUAGUUUAUAUACAGACCCUGUGAAUUACUUAAAUAUACAUGAAUAUGCAUGUUAUAUAUCUAUUAUACAAUACAGAGUACUGCAACAAUCAGGACUUCUUAAAAACUGAUCUGUCCAAGGUUGUAUGGCAAGCAGAAUCCAUGUCCUACACUUGCCCUUUUGCUACCCUCUCUUCUGAUUCCCCCUUCCAUAUUUGCUUUUCUUAAUAUGGAAAGUGUUUUGCUUAGCUUUACUCUUGUGAGAGAGAAACAGCUGAGUGAAGAAGUGUUGUGCAGGUGGUGAACCUAGUCGCAAAUAAUGCAAGCCCAGCAAGCCGUCCUCAUGUGGCAGAAGUGUCAUGAAAGGCCAAGUGAAUAAUGGUGCAAGAGGUGCAGACUUAGUGUUUUCCCAUGCGGUGCUAUAAGAGUUGUUUAUUUUCUUUUUCUUUAUAUAUUUGCAAGCCAUGUGUCUAUAAUUCAGAUGUGGAAUCCAUAUGGGUUGAAAUGUACCUAAGUUCAUAACAGCAGCUCACUUCCUCCUGCCUUCAUUAAUAGCACUUACAUGUGCAUCACCAGAAAGACUCAAGGUAUUUAAUAUCAUGUUAAAAAUAACCUUUGGAUUUUCAGAUGAUUUGGGUCAGCCUUUGUUUCUUAUUUGAACUAGCAAAGAACCUCAGAUUCCAAAAGGAAUAGGGUAUGUGUAUCCUGCAUUCUGGGCAAUGAUACUUGCCUGAAUGAAGUGGCUUUGGAAUCUGGUGAGUAUUACUAGCAUCGUACCUUCAUUGUAGUGGCAUAUUUAUGAAAAGUGUCAGGGCUCAGUAUGCAAAUGUUUAGGGGUCAUUUGUGCUUGCUCUGUGGGAAGAAAAAAGGUACUCUGCUCUUGUUCAGAGGAACCUUGUUCUUAUUACAUAGCGUCCAGGGCUAACAUGCAUUGAUGAUAUAGUACUUUAACUAGAUCACACAAAGGAUCUUCCAUCAAUAUAGUCCUAUGUGUUGGAAGGGAAGUGCAUACUUUUUACCACUUUAUGGUAGUAGGAAUGCUCCAUUGCCCAGGCAACUGGUGGGGAAAUUAGAAAUGUCAUGUCCAAAAGGAUUCUAGGUUCCUUUACUACUUGGAAACAUUACCCCUUGUAUCACCACAAGGCACUGGCGGAGGAAGAGGAGUGCGGGGGGAGCACACCGCCCCCGGCAGCGUGAUCCCAGUGGGGUGCCAUCGUGGCUGCCCCCCACCCGCACUGGGCACCAUGCCCCCAGGAUGCACACCACACCCCUGCAGGCAGCGCACCAUGCCCCCAGGAUGCACGCCAGCCCCACCCCCACCCCCACCUGCUCUCCAGCCCCCAGUGCCGGAGCAUGAAGCUCCGCCACUGCCACAAGGACCAUAUAUCCCUGUUUACUUGGAAGUAAGUCUCGGUAUGUUCAGCGGAGCUGAACUCCUUUAUAAGUGUUUUAAGAAUGGCAGCCUUACUUGGCUCCAAAAAUUGCCUGUUUCAAUCAUGUAAAUGGAGGCAGCUGGAGCUACCCUCUCAAAAGGAUUAGAUAAGGAAAGUAUGGGAGGUAAUGAACAAACAUUAAUUUAACAUGUCAGCUGAGAGAGGCCAAAGAUCCAUCUAGACCGGAAUCAUUCAUUUCAACUUGGUAUUUAUUCCAGGGCAACAAUGACACACAAGAAAGGGUGGGGGGAAGACUCUCAAAUAAUACCAAUGUAUUCACCUUUUGGUGACAGUUGGUAAUAUUUCCACCUUGUGGUCUUUUGCUACUCAUAUUUUCUUGGUUAUGUUGCUUGAUUUUCAUUCAUCUUGAUAUAAUAUAUGAUUUGUUGUGUAUCUUUGUGCCUCAUCCUUGCCUCUAAUGUUUUGUUGUCAGCAAUUGAUUGUUGGUUUUUUAUCAUUGAUUUUAAACUUCUUUAUCAUUGUGCUAAUGCUAUAUUACUUAGAUGAAAAAGCAUUGCCUCAGUAAAAAUAGUGGCUGCUUGCAAGAGGCAACACCAGCUCUGCCUCCAAAGUGUCCUAGCCAGGGGUGGUGCAUCCCAUUUUGUCACCUGAGGCACAUUGGGAAAGUGCCGCUGCUGCGCCAUCCCCACAGAAGCAUCCCUUACCUAGUGCCUGCAAAGUGGCACCAGUGGGUUCUGGCAAGGUCUUGUGAGAAGCCAGAAAAUGGCACCACCUCUCUGCCAGUGGUGGAAGUGGCGGGGCAACCAGAGGGGUGCCACCUCAUGCGUUUUCACCACCUGAGGCAGCUGCCUCAGCCCUUCUCAUGGGUGGGCUGUCCCUGGUCCUGGCCCUUCCUGCGAAAUGAAGAACUGAAACUCCCAGCUCUAUACUUCUGCCAAAAGCUUUAAUGCUCAAAUCAGAUCAGUACAUAAGGCAAACUACAGGUUACAAGGUUCAGCAGGGACAUAAGAUGAUAAAUGGCUAAGAGCAAGCUAAGAUGUUGGUCCAACAAGCAACACACACCCUGCACCUUCCUUUUGAAGAGUGGGGCAGGCACAGCUAUUAGUGUGGCAAGUGGCCACACUCCCAAGACAGGGCAAGCAAUCAGGCUAUCCUUUGUGAGGGGGUUGGCUCUGCAAGGUUUGUUUGCACCUGUGCUGGUGUCCCCAUGUCUAUGGAGACAGUGGGGCAGAUCUAUAUGUAGAUGACAUUAUUUUUUGUAUGAUGGAUAUAAACAAAUCAGUUUAGGAGCUAGAGAAGAUACUGGAGAGGCAGCUGGCUUUUUAUUAUUGAAGUUUAAGAUGAGAGAAGUUGGCAAAGAGAACUGAAUCAGAGAAACUGACUGGCAUCAAAAGAAUCAACUCACAGGAAUUAGAUAAAGGUCCCAGAAAAACUUGUAUAAAGAAAACUGUGCACCUCUUGAGAAUCAAAUAUGACAGAAACUUAAAAACCAUAAAGAUCUCAAACUGCAUUUGACAUGAAGAUUAAGUAGUUAAAAUGAGUGUAGGUAAUGGGAAGCUUGAGUUCUGUUCUGUGAGGCUGAAUCCUGCUCACCAGUUACAAGUAAACUCAUCCAUGUCUUACAGAAUUGCACUCGCCUCCUCCGUUCCGUUUGUUGAACUGUAGCACACAUUCUGAAGCCUACAAUGGGAGCAUCUGUGGAGCUUGUCUUGUUUUCAUUAGCCGUCGUCUCUUUUACAGGUAAGAGCUUCCUCCAUCUUGGCUCAAAGGUCAGGACCAGCUUUAGGCUGAGCCUGGAGACUAACUGGGCUAAAGCCAGUGAAGUAACAAUCCUGUUCAUACUCUCAACUAAAAUUCAGAACAUGAAAUUAUCUGCUAACAUGAAUUCUAUCGUUGACCAUAUAUGUUGUGUAAAUGUAAUUUGGUUUAUAUAUAUUUGCAGUGUGGAGUUUAUUUGACAGCCGCAUUUAUUGUGCAAGUGGAUAAUGACAUCUUGAUGCACUGCUUAGGGCAGAGGUGGGGAGCCGAGAGUCCUUAGAUACUGCUGGGCUCCAGCUCCCAUCAUCCCUGAUCAUCGAUGGGAUGGUGAGAAUUGGAGCCCAACAAUAUUUGAUAGCCACUGGGUUCCCACCUGAAUUAGGGGAACCAAGCCAGUGAACCAAGGCAUGUUGCAUUUUACAAUAUGUUCAAUGUAUGUGAUAGGGGAUGCACAGGCCCCAGAAUUUGCCUGUGUAUUUUUAAAAAUUCUUACCUGUUUCUAUCCUGUCUUUGCUUAAAACUGUGCUCCAGGUUCCAGUCCACAGGGGGAAAUUGUUGUUGUUGUUGUUAUACCCCACCCAUCUGCCUGGGUUGCCCCACUCUGGGCAGCUUCCCAAAAAAUAUAAAGACACAGUAAAAUGUCAAGCAUUUAAAACGUCCCUUUGUAGACAUGCUACAAAGCAUGUCUGCUUCUCCUGCAAACUUUACUGUUUUGGGAUGAGAGUCUCUCUCUCUCUCUCUCUCUCUCUCUCUCUCUCUCUCUCACACACACACACACACAGAGAGAGAGAGAGAGAGAGAGAGAGAGGGAGGGGGAGGGAGAGGGGGGGGAGACAGCUAUGACCCUGUUACCCAAGGAACAAUGUUGAGGGCAAGGUUUUUGCCAUUAUCCUCCCCAGUUGGUGGGGGGAUACAACCUUGUCUCCCUGCGAGAUAGAAAUAUAUUUGCAUUGUCUUGCACGGGAGAAGGGCAGGAGGGACGAGACAGGAAAUAUGCGUAGGGAAAGUUUCAUGCCCCAAGCAAGAAUCUUGUUAUCCCAAGAAUCAAUGCCGGGGGUGGGCAUCUGCCCCCAUGAUGGAUCUUUGUGAUAUCUCCAUUGACUUGCACAGGGAAGGCAUAGAUCCACAUGAAAGACAAAUGCAGUUUCAUACCCCUCAACUGUCCCGAUUAAAUUGGGACACCCUGUUUUGGGGGGCUGCACAGCACCCUAAAACCUCAUGUGAGUCCCAGUUUUCGGCCUUGACAUGUUGGUGGGUAUGCAGUUUUUAAUUGUUGCUCCAAAUCACUGUGAUUGGAGUGCCCUGGGAAAACAAUUCACUCUGAUUAAAAGCUAGCCCUGUCCAUCAAGCAAAAGAUUCCCCAACCAUUACUUCUCCACUUUAUCCCCUUUUAGAGCUCUGGGCAUUUCCCCAAUAAGCUUGGUUUUAUUUCUCCAGGCAGGGAACCAGCCGUGUAUUUUUGGAGAGCUGAGGCCACAGAGCAACUCAGAAACUUAGCAUGCACCUUAGGAGCUGCACUUUUGCCUCAGAAAUGUGGGGGCCUUCCCCGAAUCACACCGAUUCACCUCUUAAUUUGGGGUACACACAGAACCAAAACACGCCCCUACUAUUUGAACAUCAUCUCUGGACCAUCUUCUUGCUCACUGAGCUGGUUCUAUGCCAUUAUCAUUGACCCAUUUGCUGCGGCAGUCCAUCCUUCACCUUAAUGCACAAAUCUCCAUUUUCCGUUCCAUCCAAACUAUUGCUGUUUCUUAGAUGUCUCCGGCUACACUUUAAAAGGUUGAUCUCUCAGUGGGAAGGCUUUUCAUUUCAGAUGGCUGAGAAUUAGAUAAUGACUUGGAGCUAAUUCAUCAUCUUGGGGAGAGGCUGCUUCGAUGUCCUUUAUAAAUAUCUAAUUACCUUUUAAUGUUGCCUGAGUCUCUUGGGAAGGUGGCUGGCCUACUUCAGGAGGCAAUUAGCCUGUGUGGAAACUGGUCUGACCCACAUAUGUUGGCGACAUCAAGGCAACGCUAGGUUUUGCUGUUAACCAGCUGAAUUUAGAAGACUUUCUUGUAUGUGCUCAAGCAGAGACCAUAAGGAAUAAGUCAUCUACAAAGCCCUACAGGAGCAUUUCCUAAUGGCUGUUAACAUAUGACAAAAAAGAUCAGUAUAACGAUGGCUGGAUGGGUGGAAAUAUCUCACUGUGAGCUUGAACAAGGAACCAGGAUGAAAGACGGUCGGAAAUGGCUUCAUCCCAAAAUGGUGUUGGCUUAAGAUUUAUCGUCAAUAUUUGAGAAAAUAUCUAGAGCUUGGUAUCCCAAAUUAAGACUGCCUUUUCAGAAAGGAAAACCAAUAUUUUGGCUAGGUUUUCCUUGGGCAGUGAAACAAGGAGCUCCAUUUGCCUCCCCACUCUCAAACUCUCACACAGCCAGAGUUGAGGAAAUAGGAGUUGAAUUGUUCUAUAAAUUGAUAGUGACUAUAAAUUGAUAGGCUUGCCUGUUCUUCUGUGUUUAGAGCUUUAGAAAGCAUUGUUGCAAACCUUAGACAAAAUCCUUUACGCCUCUGUUUUGUUGUACAAUACUGGCAAACUUCGGCUAGGGAGGACUGAAGCUCUUGUGUAAUGCAGUGAUAAGAUUUUAUGGUAAACCAAGUGCAAGAUAAUUGUUCAAGGGAGUCUAGAAAUAGCUCUGAAGAAGAAGCCUCAGAAACAUCACAGUGUUACUGGCUGAAGAUUUGACCAUCAUUGUGAGAGCUUCUCUUUAGAUCUGUUCUGGUUUUCUUACAAGCCAUGUCUACCUUCUCUUUUCAUAUGCCAAAAUUCAGGAAAGGACAGGUGCAUACAGCACAAUCCUAUGUAUGUUUACACAGAGGUAAACUGCACUGUAUUCUAUGGUGCUUACUCCCAAGUCAGUGUGCUUAGGAGUGCAAUCUUACAACACACUUCUGAACGAGUUUACUCAGAAGUAAGGCCCUUUACUCCCUUGUAAGGGUGCAUAAGUCUUAAGCACGGUAUUUACUGCUUUGUGUUCAUCUUGGAACUUUAAGCCAGUCCGAGCAGUAGCUGUAUUUAUUCUGCCUGUUAUUUCUGACUUCAUAGGCUAUACAUAAGUUUGAAUAAUCCAAUAUUUCAAAAAAAUGGAUCUGCUUAUGAGUACUAAAUGCUGUCUGAGCCACAAAGAGCCAACUGGUAGACAUCAAUGUGAUGGAGCUGCUGCAUGAAUGAUUGCGCCCCUUUCCUUUCAGAGGAAGAGAGCUUCAUAUAGCUUCCUCAGAGCUACAGCUUUGCUUCCCAAAAAGCAGGCUGCUGGUAGGGUUGCCAGUUUUUCACCCAGUCUCUACAGUUCUGCCUUUAUAGUGCAUUGAUAAUAUACAAGAAUGAGCCACUAAAGGUUUGCACACAAACAAUGGGUAGUUGUUUAUUACCUGGGGUUUUUUUUGGUUUCUUUGUUCUACUGCGCAUCAAGCUACUGCUGAAUGGCACAAGAUUUCACAAUCUCUUGUACUGGCUGUCCUAUCAAUCUUUCUCUCUCUUUGCCGCUGGUGGCAUGAUGUGGUCCUCCAGUAGCUCACGCACGGCUGCUCCAGCCAUGCUCCAGUCAACACAGUAGGUGUGAUAACUGGAAAAGGCAACACACUGACCAUGAGAAUUUUAUAUUACGUUGCCUCUGCAUUUCCUCCCCUAGGACCUGUCGCGGGUUUUGCAAACACAGGCUGCCCUUCCAUCGCACUGGCACCCACCUUCUUUUCAAAUCACACGUUGUUGUUUCACCCAGACACCUUGAAAUCUCAGGUGGGCAGACUUGGCCGAUCUUCUUGCAUGCUCCAAGAUCAAUACCUGACAGCUUGUACUCCACGGCCCUUGCACAGACAUAUGACGAGGGCAACAGGGGACAUGGCCAGGGAAGGCAGAGUUUGGGCAGAAUUAAAAUGGGAGAUUAGCCAGGUUUUGCUUCUGCAAUCUUCUUUUUUUAAAAAACACACACACACUCCCCUGAUGUUUGGAACCAGGAGCUUGAGGUUUAACAAACAGGGCUUUUGAACGCAAAAUAUCUUGCAAUUAUCAUGAAUUAUUUAUUGCAUUUUGAGUACCCUCCGUGAAUCCUGUCCCUUUCUGCCCUUCCACACACACCCCUCCCUGGCUACCACCCGCCCCACAGAUGACUCUGAGCUCUAAGUACAUCUGCUUUUAGAUACUGGAAUGUCAUUAGCAGAUUACAAUCUUCCUUAAGUCAAUAUUGCAUCCUUAUUGUUCUGCUGCCCCUCAGUGUCAAGGACAAAGCCACUUCCAGCUGAGACGGGAUAAACAUACCUCUUUCCACUCUCAAGUAGGAGCAAAUGGGCCUUUCCGUCACUAUUAUUGUUUUAUCUUUUUGUUGUUUUCAAUUAAUCCAGUGUUAUUUGUUCUCAGCACAAGUGGUGCAUGGAUGUUUGGAUGUUACCGAAGUACCCCCACCACCACAGAAAAAAGGUAGUGGGGAGCCCAUUAUUGGCAUACUUGCAGAUGUAUUCUCUACAAUCAACAAAACCCUUUUUGUUUGGUCACAUCCACACCAUACAAUUAAAGCACAACCGACAUGCACAAAGCACAUGGCUUUCCCUCAAGUAAUCCUGGGAACUGUAGCUCUCUGAGAGGUAAACUAUGGUCCCUCUUUGUUGAAAGCCAUGUGCUUUAAAUGUGCAUUGAAUGUGGAACUGACAACGGUGUGACGUAAUGGUUAGAAUGCUGGACUGUGACCUGGGAGACCAGGGUUCGAAUCCUCACUCAGUCAUGAAGCUCACUGGGCGACCAUGGGCCAGUCACCAUCUCUUAGCCUAACCUACCUCACAGGGUUGUUGUGAGGAUGAAAAGGGGAGGAGGGGAACCAUGUACACCACCUUGAGAUCAUUGGAAUAUAAAGGUGGUGGUUGUUGUUUAGUCGUGUCCGACUCUUUGUGACCCCGUGGACCAGAGCACGCCAGGCACUCCUGUCUUCCACUGCCUCCCACAGUUUGGUCAAACUCAUGUUGCUGGCUUCGAGAACACUGCCCAACCAUCUCAUCCUCUGUCGUCCCCUUCUCCUUGUGCCCUCCAUCUUUCCCAACAUCAGGGUCUUUUCCAGGGAAUCUUCUCUUCUCAUGAGUGGCCAAAGUACUGGAGUCUCAGCUUCAGGAUCUGUCCUUCCAGUGAGCAUAAAGGUGGUAUACAAAUGUAAAUAAUAAUAAUAAUAAUACACUUAGGACUAAACUUGACGUGAUGGUGACAGUUCUGUAGGUUUCACCUCUACGUAGAAUAUAGGAAGACUAGGGUGCGGGUGGAUCCAGUUUUAAACACAGAAAAGGAGUGUGGGUGAGAAUUAGAGAAGUCUCUCUUUCCCACAGCUUGUUUCACCAUUUUCCCUCUCCCUAACAGCACUGGAUUACCAAAUAGGCAGAGUAGGGACUGGCCCAUGGACCCCAUGCCUUUUAGGAGCUCCGCAACAACGGAUCAAAAUAAUAUUGAUUUGAUCUUGCAAUAAUUUGAAUUUGGAAGAGAAAUCCCCAUUGACUCAGAAACCUACAUCAUAGCGAGCCUCCUCCCCCCUGGUAUUUUGACUGCCUUGUGGGCCCCCCACAAGGUUUAAUUUGGCACUGCUCCCUAAGGCCUGUUCCUGAAGUUACUUCUAGUAUUAGCUCUCUGCUGAGGGGAAUACUGCUUGUGGGGAGAUAAGCCGAGGGGCAGUUUUCCACUUCCACCUUGUUAAAAUUGGGCUCCCCUCCCAGUCUUGUUUUGUCAUAGGAGCAGUUCUGCAUUCACAUGGCAUUUACCCUCCUAUAAUGUCCUCUCCCACCUUUUCCUGUGAGUUUAUUUGAAGCAUCCCCUUCUAGAAUAGAUUUCACAAAUGACAGAAAUAGAUGAGUGAGGAGCAGGGCAGCCUGGAGAAAGGAGAUUCGUUUUAGAUAUCAUUGCUUCGUUUUUCAACUGCGGGCAUAUUUCUCAAGGCGCAGUAUGCCAGACCUCGCUGAAUCUGUUAGCCACUGUGUCCAUAUCAGGGAAGCCACACAGCUCAGUAGAGCACCUACUCUGCGUGCCAAAGGUCCCAGGUUCAGUUCCUGGCAUCUCCAGGUAGAGAGACACAGCCAGUCACUGUUGACAUUGCUAAGCUAGAUAGAGCCGGUGAUCAAACUCAGUAUAAGAUCAUUUCCUAUGCUGGUAUCUUAUAAUAUUUCCACUAUUUUAUUCUGAAGUGGUGACCCCAGCAGCAACUCUAGAAAGACCAAUCCAUAAGGAUAAAUUCCUUUCUUCCCAAAGCCUGGAAGGAACACUUAAGCAAAACGGGAAAUGUGGCCCAAUGUGGAUCGGUCCCUGCUAGCUACACAUAAUAAAAUAACUGGCUUAGCUUAGCGCUGCAUGAGGUGGCUGCGAUGUAUAAUUGGCUAAUGUCUAGGCAGCUGCUGAAACUAGGUUAGUGUGCUCCCCCCCUUUUCCUGUGCAUAAACUGAAACAACCCAGACAUAAAAUAAGAGAUCUCCAAGUCAAGGGAUUGGUGAGCCUGAACGUUUUUCCUGCUGGUCUUUCCCCUGGUCGGAAGCCACUCUUGCAUAAAAUAUGGUGCUUGUGAGAACGGCAAGUUUGAAACAAUGCCAUCCUGUCCAUAGCAACAAAGGAGGGAGAGGACUAACUGGUGGGAUGGCGAUUAACUCCAUUCUAAACCACUUGGGAGCCUCCCGCCAGCCUACUGGCUUCAUAGAGCUCUAAUCUCAUCACAUAAUGAAACAGACUAGCUAGGGCUGGGAAUUGGUUUCAAGUGGCAGAACAGGCGCUUUCAAGAUAAUGGCAAUGAGUCAGGGAUGCAGCACAGAGUUUCUGUUUCCCACCCCGGCUACUACUGCUUUGCUGAUGAUUGAAAGCUGGGCGGUUCUGAAAUAGAUUUCGUUUUGAGAAGCAGCAAAGCUUUGUGACGCAGCAAUAUGCCUGUCAUAACCGUUCACAUUGAAACAAAUAUGGAUGAACAGCUUCUUUUUGUGAUAUAUUUUGAUUACUAAAAACUGGUGGGUGGGGAGAAUUAACAUGAGCGAAGGCAGAUAUAAUAUGAAAAGGCAACUCACAUCCUAUACCUCAGUCAUGGGUAAUCCUGGCUUCUUUCUGACUUUGCAGCUGAAAAUUCAGAUGUGCACAGAAGCAAGUCUAAUGUUGUGUCAGCAGCUGGAAUUUAUGAAUGUGCCUUGUGCCAAGUCAGAGCAUGGCUCCAUCUUGUUCAUCAGUCCAUUUAGCUCAGGUGUAUCUCAGCUUUCUAGCAGAUGCACUCCAGAGUUUGGAGUAGGAAUAUCUUCUGGCCCUACCUGGAGAUACUGGGGAUUGAACCUGGGACUUCCUGCAUGCAAAACAGAUGUUCUAUCACUGAGCUAUGGUCCAUCCUGAGACAAGCUCUUGCAUCUUGCCUCAGCAAAUAGGUCUGGGUCCCAUCUUCAGAAGAAGAUCUAGCAACUCUAACUAAGAACCUCAACCGGCCAGCAUUUUAGGAUUUUUUACAUGGUUAUUGUAAAUAACUUAAAGGUAAAGGUAAAGGGACCCCUGACCAUUAGGUCCAGUCGUGGCUGACUCUGGGGUUGCGGCGCUCAUCACUAUAAAUGGUUGAUUUCAUCUAUGUCAGUUCAAUAUUCAGGAAAAUUCAGUAUUUAAUUUUAUUUCAGAAUUUUUAUGCCACCUUUCAAAACAAAUGCCCUCUUAAGGUAAUACCCAACCAGCAUCAUCAGCAUCAUGACAACCACAUAAUGUAUAAAAAAUCCUGUGAAAUGUUGCAUUAAAGAGCAGUAUAUAAUACCUCCAGGUCAACUCAGCAAUCCAGAGAAAACAAAUUGAAGUUUAGCAUUAUUUGACAGCAACCAUUUAAAACUUUCCCCAGUGUCUUUAACAAAAAGCAGAUCAAAAUAAAAACUUAUUGGAGGCCUCUUUGGAAAGAGCUUAUGUGCAUCCUUUGAGAUUGAGUUCUGUCGACAUGAGGCCACCACUGCAAAGGGCCUGUGCUUGCUGUGCUGAUCCUGAAGGAUAGGAAAUACAAAGCAGGAUGCUGAAAUACAGUUUUGCAAGGGUUUGAGCAUCACAACACCUCUUUCUGUUUGGUGGAAUGCUGAAGCUGGAGAGUUCGCAGCAGCUGUCAUUUUGAUUAAGUGUUUCCUACUGCUUCUGUUCUGUACUCAGUCUGAGCUUUUCAGAUUUCUUUCACCUUGUGCAGUGUUGCGGCCAGCAGAGAGUACUCUAAGAAACUAUGGGCCAAUCUUUGAAGAACAACCACGUAACAUCAUCUUUCCAGAAGGAUCAACAGAGGAGCAAAUACUGUUGGUUUGUCAAGCACGAGCCAGCCCUCCUGCGACCUAUAGGUGAGGUUAUGUGAUCAUAGCAGUGUUUUUGUUGGAAAGCCUAUGGCUGCGAUAUACACAAGUGUAUGGCAAUGGUUUGUUGUUGUUUUGCAUUCACACAUACCCUGCUGUCCUGCCCAUUCAUCUCAGGGACCAAAGGCAAGCAUUUUAUGUCCCAUUGAAUUAAACGGAAAAGAGCGCAUUCUAACUCUCUCUAGUUGACGUCCAUGGGAUUCUAAACUCCUAUAUUCAAGAGUAAGUCCUGCAGAGUUCAAUGGGGCUGAUUCUCUGGAAAGUAAAUAUAGGAUUGCAGACUAAAUAUGUUGGUUUGAACUCUGUUUCAUUAUUUCCCUGCUCAGCUUCCUCCCCACAUUUGAGUUCAGAAAACCUGAGGGUCUUUUCACUCAGUGGAAUAAUUGCUUAAUUCAACAAACAUAAAUGGCCUAUUGCACAGCUAUUCUGGCCUGGGUAGGUUGCUCUAACUCAGGCUUUCUCAAACUCGGCCUUCCAGAUGCUUUGAGACUACAGUUCCCAUCAUCCCUGCCCACUGGUCCUGCUAGGUAGGGAUCAUGGGAGUUGUAGGCCAAAAACAUCUGGAGGGCCGAGGUUGAGGAAGCCUGCUCUAACUCAUCAGUGGGAGACCUCUGGUCCAAAAGCUUAAUGUGGCCCACCACAUCCCUCAAUCUGGCCAACCAAGCCUGUCCCAAUAAGCCCUGCCCACCUGCCAAUCACUCCAUGUCAUUUUCUGACUUACCAUUACUCGCCUUGCUUUGACCAAUGGCUCAGCACAUCUACUAAGUUCUCAUGAUUAAAAUCUAAUUGUUAGAUUGGAGAUAUGCUCUGUAGCAUUAGGCAAAGGAAUCUCUGAUCUUAGUACUAAGCAACACAGGGCCGAGAUUGCAGAUAAGUCGUCUUCUGUUAGUGCAUCUGUGGUGCAAUGGGUCACUGCAUCUGGCUGUUAAUUGGAAGGUUGAUGGUUCGAGGCCACCUGGGGACAGCUGUGGGGAGGAUUCCUGCAUUGCAGGGGGUUGGACUAGGUGGCCAACUGAGCCCUCAGGCUGAAAUAGGUUCCCCACUCUCUCUGUAGUUAUUUUCUCUCCCUGGUCUGUCUCUUCUCUCCAUGAAUCCACUCCAACUCUUCCCUUUCUAAGUCCUUUUUCCUUUAGCCUGCUAUUUUUCUUCCCCGCCCCAAUUGUAGUUGGGGUUUGGAAUCAUGACUCAGAGUGCAAUGAAGGGGAAAGGAAUCUUUAACCCAGACAUAGACAAACUCGGCCCUCCAUAUGUUUUGGGACUACAGUUCCCAUCAUCCCUGACCACUGGUUCUGUUAGCUAGGGAUAAUGGGAGUUGUAGUCCCAAAACGUCUGGAGGGCCAAGUUUGCCUAUGCCUGCUUUAACCCUUCCCCAAUACACAAUGGUCUCAAUGUCCCUUCCAAAGUGUCCCUUCCAAACGUUUGGGGCUGGGGAAAGUGGAGCUCCUUACAGAAGUCUGGGAAUAGCAUUGUUAUUCCACUCUGGAAGCAGAAUAGCAAUGGUUGGGCGCUGCUGAAGGGUCCCUGUCUGGAAGCAUCCAUGAACAGGAUAGGGCAAACUGAGAGAGCAUUUUUCAGAAGACUAGAUCUGGGAAGCAGGAAGGCCUGCAGAGCAAAGUUAAAUAAUUUAUAGCAGUAUCAAACAAACCCGGUCAGAGAUGUUGAGGCCAACCCUGGUGAGUGAUGUGCUUCCUGGUGAGAUAAAACACAGCCUAAAGGCUCUUAGAAUAAUCAUUGAGAUUUGGAUUUUCUUUAGCAUUCGACAAAGUGCAGCCAUUUCUCCCCCUGAUUACUGGGCUGGCAUUGUAGCUACUGAGACAGCAUCCACCAUUCAGCCACUGUCCUACAAUAGGUCCUAUUGAGGGUUUUUGUGUACAUCAUAAAUGCCAGUGUGUGUUGUUAUUCAGGACAAUGUUAAUGUGCAGCUGUGAUGACUCUGUUCUUUCCCCACUCCAACCAAAUACCAUUGUCUUGGCAGGUGGAAGAUGAAUGGCACAGAGAUCAAAAUAGAGCCAGAUUCCCGUUAUAGGUUGAACGGGGGCAACCUGGUGAUCAGCAACCCAGUGAAAGCCAAAGACACUGGGUCCUACCAGUGUGUGGCAUCCAACUCCGUGGGCACAGUAGUCAGCAGAGAAGCUUCCAUUCACUUUGGCUGUAAGUGGAUUUUCUCAAGUGGAUUUUCUGAAGACAAUUCGGUGCAGAAGAGGGGUAAAACAGAAGGGAGCCAAACACUGUGCCACCCAUGGUUCCCCAGCAGCAUCACAGCCAGGGGGGCAGUGAAGCUCCAAGAAAUUGGAUAUACUGGCAUGUGCCCUCAGAAAUCAUACAAGUUGAGCAGGCUGAGCAGAGGGAUGGGGUGAUAGAGGAGGCUGGGGACUUAAGGGAGCUGGUCGGGGUACCCAAAUGGUCUGCAUGAUCCCUUCUAUUUGUCCAAAGGGAUCUGCGUUUAGAUGAGGACAGUGGAUGACAAACAAAGGGGGGGGGACAUGAAUGAGGACCCCAGUCCUUUUCAUCGUUCUGUGGGAAUUGAGGCACUUGGAUAAUGGUUCUGAACCGUUGCCCCUCUAAGGAGAGUGAGGUGGCCCAAGCAUAUCACAGCUAUUUCAGGAGGGCCAAAUGCUGGACACCAGCAUGGAUUAAAACUGGUUUAACAUUUUACUGAGCAAGAGAAGGAUGGUGUUGUGAGAGCUCCAAGCAUAACCAGUCUUUGAAGAGUCUUUUAUAAAGGGAACUUUUACCAACUGUCUGACUUUUAGAAGACAUCUGAAGGCAACGCUGUUUAGGGAAGUUUUUAAUGUUUGAUGUUUUUAAUAUUCCAUUGGGAGCAUAAAUGAGUGGAGCAUAAAUAUAUUAUUAUUACUAUUAUUAUUAUUAUUAUUAUUAUUAUUAUUAUUUUAUUAUUACCACCACAAGGGUUAUGUGACCAGGCAAGAUGCUAAAGACAUGAGCUAUCUUGAUGAGUAUGUGGAUGUGAGAAGUUCCAUCACUGCUGAAUAGAGUGUGUGUUUAGGAAAUGUGGUUGUUCUGGGGCAGCUUGGCUGUGAACUAGCGCCAGCUGCCGGGAGCUUAUUUCUGAUUCUGGCUUCCUGUUACUUUCCAGACAAAACUGGGUUGUGUUUUUAACCUUGCAGCCCUAGUUCCAUGUUACCCCAGGGAUUGUCUCCUCCUAUUUGUGUAGGUCAUCAGAUGAUAUUCUGUAUGAAUUUUACGUAUGCCUCAGACUUCUGACAUGAGGGGUAGGAUCUUUUUGGUGGUGCCACUCACUCUGUAAAAUUGAUUACCCAGGGUGGUUUAGCAGACAGAUUUACCAAGGGCUUUUUGAAAGAUAGCAAAAGCAUUUCCUUUCAUACAACAGGGGGUUGAGUCCUUCUAAUUUGUUUAUCUUGGUGGUGAUGCUCUGAUGUUUUAUUGUUUGUCUGUUGAGGUGUUCACAUGUUUUAAUUUUGGGUUUUUGCUUUUGUGUAUGUAUUUUUUAAAAUUUGUAAGCCAUUUUUAGGAGCCGCUGAUGACCAAAAUGGCUGAAUAUACGUUUGAAAAAGAUAGAUAGAUGAUAGAAAUUGCAGUGGGGAUAGUAUUGAUUUAGCUAGUUCGUUCCCAGCACAUUUUCUGAGUGCUAUUGCUGAUGCCAUCUGCCGUUACUCUCUCAAUUUAAUUUCCCUUUGAUAUGAUGGAAGCAUGAUUGCCUGUAACUAGCAUCAUUUCUCUUUGAGCAGAGAAAGAUCUAAUUUGUAAGAUUGUUAGGCUCUCAUAGCUCAUGUUUCAUCACCUCCACUCAUUUCUUGUGUUUAGUUUUGCAGGAAUUCUCUACAGAAGAGCGAGACCCCGUGAGGGUUACGGAGGGCUGGGGGGUGAUGUUUACUUGCAGCCCACCUCCCCAUUACCCAGGUGAGACAAUGACAGUGCACUAGAAAUGAGGUUCUCACCCAUAUUCAGGGAGCAAUCCAUCAAAUGACAGGGGUAGCUAAUGGUAUAAACCCAUACACAAUUGUGUUUAGCAAUUUGGACAAAGCCAUUCCUUUCGUGAGAACAUAAUCAGAGCUCUGCUGGAUAAAGCCUAAGGCCCAUCUAGUUCAAUAGCCUGUUCUCAAAGCGGUCAAACAGAUGCCCAUGGAAAGCCCAUAAGCAGGACAUGAGUGCAACAGCGCUGUCUCUACUUUCACUUCCAAACAUCUGGUAUUCAGAGGCAUGUUGUCUCAAACGUUGAAGCAGAACAUCACCAUUUGGGCUAGUAGCUGUUGAUAAACUUAUCACCCAUGAAUUUGUCUAAUGCUCUUUUAAAGUGUGGUGGCCAUUAUUACCUUGUUUGGUAGUUAAUUCAUAUGAACCUAAGAAUAUCCUUCUGGAUCUGGCCAGCUGUUCCACCUAGUCUAGCAUCGUGCUCUCACAGUGGCCAACUAGAUGGCUGUGUGAAACUAGCAAGCAAGGCACUCUCCCAUCCCAUGGCUUCCAACAACUGGUACUCAGAAUCAUUACUGCCUUUGACCAUGGAGGCAGAACAUAGCUGUUAUGGCUAGGAACCCUUGAUAGCCCUACGUUCCAUAGUCAACUGUGAAGUACUUUCUUUUUGACUGUCCUGAAUCUUCCAACUUUCUGUUUUAUUAGAUGGCCCUGAGUUUCUAAUAUUAUGAGAAAGGGAAAAAACUAUCCACUUUCUCCACACCUUAUGUAAUCAUGUCCUCCUUUUGCUGUUAAAAUCACGUGAUUUUUUUUAAAUUUUGUGGCAACAAUUAUCCUUGCAAAAUACUGGAAACAUGCUGCCAUUGUUUUCUACACGAGAAUGCUUAAGCCAGACUUCAGCAUAGCAGAAAUUGAUAAACUACCAAGGCUCUAUCCCAAAGGAGAAAUGUAUUGCAUCUAAAUGUCUCUCUGUUUGAUUAAUGGUUAACAUUUAUAAUAUACUGGAAUCUAUAUUAUAAUUACAUUGUCUUUGAGAAGUCUUUUUUGUAAUUUUAUAUCAGAUUGAAAUAAAUUAAACAAAAGGGGGAGGGGAAGAAAAGAAAGAAAGCUCCAACUUUUCCAUUUUGUUCAUAUAGGUCUGAGCAGUUUUCCCUUUGCCCUGCCUCUGUCUCUUGGAAAACCUCUUUCAUGCUAAAUUGGAACAAAUGGCAGUCCAUGGAAAACCCAAUAACCUGCUAAACUGCAGGUUAUCACCAAGGGAAAGCAGCAGGCAAAGAGAGGCAUAGAUAAGCCCUAAAUUGUGCCUGGUCUUUAUGGAUGAAGCAAUAACCUGCUUAUCAAGUGUAAACAGCAGUUGCCAUGGGGUGGUAUUAAAUGCUAGUCCUACUCAGAGUAGACUCAUGGAAAGUAAUUUAUCUGUUUAACUUAGGUUCGUUCAUUCAUUUCAAUGGGUCUACUCACAGUAGGUCUUGGUUUAUUACAUCCCAUGCUUUCUUGUAUGUAGAGGUAGCUGAAAUGUUCCCUAAGAAGCAUGAAUUGCUCUGUUCAUCUCAGACUAAAUUAUGCGGCUGUGAAUUCUGGAAUUCUCCCAGGAAACAAUGAAAAUCAGUGCUGUCGAUUUCAUGCCAGAAGCUGAUAUUGUAGAAAUUGAAUCAUUAAUGCUCUUUGUAUAGGCGAAUCUGUAGUUGAAUAUUUCAGGGAUGUGAUUUCAGUUCAUCUCUACCUCCCACCCUACACGUUUUGAUUAUCAGGGGACGGCAUGAUUAUUACUGGGUGGGUGGGGGGUUGCAGUGCGUGUAAGGAAGGGAAAGAGCAUGUGAAUGGGAAGAGAUCUCUUGUGGGAAUGGGGGUGGAAGAAAGGGAAUUCUGGUAUGGAAAACUUUGAGAAACCUCUGGCUGAGACCCACAGGACUGUUGAACUUUAACCCACAAUCUGUGGUAUGAGAAGUCGGAAGUAGUAAAGGAAGAAACCAAUAGCAGGUCCAAAGUUCUUGUCAAGAAAUUGGAGGGCAUCAGGCUCAGUUCUCUCAAAAUGAACAUUGUGGGAGCAUUGUACAUCCCGUCUAGAAUAACAACAAAUACGCUCACUUUUGUUUCUUUGUUCAGAGUGAAUGAAUAGCUACUGGACUUAGUUUGUGUCUCAGUCUGGGAAAUAGCGUACCGAGGUCAGCCUUCGAGCGUCACUGAUACAGAGGAGCCAGUGUUUCAUCCUCUCCCUCUCUCUCCCUUUGCACACAGGACUUGCAUACCGCUGGUUUGUGAAUGAAUUCCCCAACUUCAUCCCAGCAGACGGAAGGCGUUUCAUCUCCCAAAAAACGGGAAACCUGUACAUUGCUAAGACAGAGGCCUCUGACCUCGGCAACUACUCCUGCUUUGUCACUGGCCAGAUUGAUUCCAUUCAGAAGAGUGUCUUUAGCAAAGUUUCUCAGCUCAAUCUUCUCAGAGAAGGUCAGUGCACUGGCGACCCACAAUGUUGGAAGCCCAGUUGAUCCCUCUGAGAGAUGCCCUAGGAGGGCCAACUCCAGAGGGAGGCAUUUCUGAAGUAGGCCUGCAGAGCCUGUGACCCACCAAGCCAAACAUACCUACCAGCCAUGUAUGGUGUCCUAUGAGCAGUUCCUUGCCUACUUGGGACUGCAAGAUGCCAUGGUCCCUGAUUACAGAGGAUCUCAUGUUGUACUAUUCAUGGGGAGUAGGGAGCCUUCCAUGCAGCUGGGUGAUAUUCAGUGCUUAUUUCCUGGCCGUCUGUGUUGAAAUCUGAAUCCUCCUCCUUGGAGCCAGCCAGUGGCUUUGGUGGUCUGAAUUUUUUUUGUGGCUGGAGAUGUAGGUUGUUCUUACCAUCCCCAUAUAGCAGAUUAGGUUAGGACAGGUUAAGAGAGAGUAGCUGGCCUAAGGCCAUCUCAGGGGGAUCUGCUGUAGCUCAAUGAUGUGGUACAUGCUUUGCAUGUAGCAGGUUCCAGUUUGAUCCCUGGUCUCUCCAGGUUGGGCUGGGAAAGACUCCUGUCUAAAACCCUGGAGAGCCAGUGGCUGUCAGUCUAUCCCAGCCUUUCCCACCCUGGUGUCCUCCAGAUGUUGUGGGGCUCCUACUCUCAGCUGCCUCAGUCAUCCAGCCAAUGGUCAAGUGUGAUGGGAGCUGCUGACAAAAACAUCUGGAGGGCACCAGGCUGAGGGAUGCUGGUGUAGAUAACACUGAGCUAGAUGGAACAGAGGUGGAUCAGGAUUUCCUUACUCAUUGCUCUCCUCUUCCAUCACAAGCUACGUCAGAGCAGUGUGGGUGAUGGCUGUGUGGUAGCCACGGCUGUGCCACACCAGUAAUGUAAAAACUGGCUCUGCAAGUACACAAAGAAGUAAAUGCUGAACUUAACUUCUUGGGUUUUGAACGUGCACUUUUUUGAAGAUGAAUCAUUUUGGAGGCCUGUGCUUUGCAACAUCCUGCAUGGGUAGCUUUAAAGCUUUCAACCUCUUGUCCCCCUUCCCACAGAUUCCAGGCCGUUUGCUCCCAGCAUUAAAGCCAAGUUUCCUUCUGACACUUAUGCUCUGGCCGGGCAGCUGGUGGCUUUGGAGUGUUUUGCCUUUGGGAAGUGAGUACUUGUGUCAAUUGCAUUUAGCCUCUUGCUGGUGACAGCAGAAAAGUUGCAGGCCAACAUAGUUAUGAAUUGAAUCUUGUAGACUCUGUUCUGAGGAACAAGAAUGCAGAAGAGGAAGGAAGAAGAGAGCUGCUGUUUUAAAUAUCAGAGAAACUCUGUCCUGAAGAAAGUUUGAGGAUCAUAGCCUGCAUUAUCUGGAACAUAACCAAGCAUACAUUUGAUGAAGCCCUAUUCCCCAUCUAUUUUACUCCUUUGCCCUGUUUGUGAGUGAGGUUUUUAAUAAUCUGAAAUAUUUAAUAAUCCUUUAGAUGACUUUUGGGUGUUGGACAGUAAAUGCUGACUAGUUUGAGCUAGGACCCACCCAGGAAUGGCUGGUGUGGUGAUGUGGAGUCAGCCUCCCAGCACUGGUGAUGCUGCCACUUACCUGGAUGGUGCAGGGCAGCAGCGAAGUCAGAGCUGCCUGGGUGCACAGAUGGAGUCAACCAGGUGCUGCCAGUGCACCUGGACGGCCCUGCCCCAUCCAGGUAAGCAGUAUUGAUUCUGGUGUUAAGAGGAAGGCGCCAUAGCACUGCCCACCCCACCAAAAUAGCACAUAGGCUGCUCCUGAACUCGCCAGAAUCUGUUUUUAUUGUUAUGCAUUUGCCUUCAAAUGGAUGGUGUAAUAAAUAAGAGUGCCUCUGAGCAUGUGCAAAGACCACACCAAACAGAAUCGCAGGUGGGUAGGUGGUAGUGAUUUUUCCCCCAUCAAGAGGAUAUGAUUUGUAAGAAGACUUGAAUGCCAGCAGAACUCUUGUUUCUGUAUAUUAAGGUGUGGGUUGUGAGAGACAAUGAUAGUUUACUAACAGGUCAAAGAGAAAAGCCUGGCUAGUUUAAAAAAUGGAAGACAUAAGGCUCACAACGAGGAAAGGGAAAUAAUUGAAUUGCACUGGAUUCCAGUGUUUGUUGCUGUUGCAUUGAUGCUGAAGCUUGAAGUGCCCUUUUACAGAGGUUUAUUUAUAAUCUAGCCCUGUCCCUCGAAUAAAAUGGCGGAAGUUGGAUGGUAGCCAGUCCUCUGAGUGGAUCACAACGGAGCCCCUUCUACAGUUUAAGGAGAUUGGCUUUGAAGAUGAAGGCACUUAUGAGUGUGAAGCUGAAAAUGCCCAAGGAAAAGAUACCUAUCGGGGCCGCAUCAUCAUCCAAGGUAAAGCACUCCUGGAGGUUCCUUCACAAGUAUCUUAUCGUUUUAUUAUAUUUCUAUCCCGCCCAUCCUUAGAAUGCUUGGGGCAGCAUAGUUGGAGCUCCCAGCAAUCCCCUGACAGGCAGCCAUCAGCUCUACAUCUUUCCUAGUACAUUGAUCCAAAUGAAAAGAGAGCUGGAGGUCCCUCUUGAACCUUUCUCUGUGCUUUUCAUAUUUUCCAAAUAGUGCACAGGGUGGGUGGAAACCUAAAGCAUAACGAUGAAAUAAGGGAUCCAUCCCUAAGGAUGGAAUAAUCUGCAGAAUCUAGGGCUGAGAUGGGUUGUUCAAAUCUGUGAACCUCCAAGUUACACGUUUUCCCCAUUUUUAAAAAAAAUCAAUGUUUUAGAAAUGAAAUGUGGUAUGUUAGGGGUUGCACAUUGUAAUAAAUUCCCACCACAACUUGAGCAUCAUGAAUCUCGCACUGCUUCCUGUCUGAAGUGCAUACGUCCCGUUCUCUUCUUGUUCUUUUUAUAGCUCAGCCAGAAUGGCUGAAGGUCAUCUCAGACAAAGAGGCUGACAUCGGAGCAGACCUUCGCUGGAGUUGUGCUGCAGCUGGCAAGCCAAGGCCUACCGUCAAAUGGCUACGGAACGGGCAGCCCUUAACCUCUCAGGUAGCCCAUCUGUCACUGGCAUUAUGGUUCCCUUUUGUAGGUGGCGUGCAAAAUAGAAAUGCCACAUAAAAGCGCAAUAAUAAAUAUGAAACCUGUUUAAACGAUGGGAGCAAAGGAAACCACAGUUGAAAGUACAAAGCAGGCUAUCUGCCACUAACUAACUAAUAGAAAACUUAGAAGCUGCCAUGCUAAGGUCAAGAGAAAGGAUUGAGCAUUCUUAGGGCCAUGAUUCAGAGGUAGAACAUCUGCCCUGCAUUCAGAAAGUCCCAUGUUCAAUCCCCAGUAUCUCCAGGUCAGUCUGGGAAAGUCUCCUGUCCUAGAGAGCAACUACUAGUCAAUGUAGACAGUGCUGAGCUAGGUAGACCAGUGGACCCUCCCUACAGUCCUGCGUUUGGCCACCUGUUGUCAAUUCUGUAAAUUCAAGCCAGUAAGCUACCUGGAAACAACCUCAAAUGUUCAUUUCUCCUGGUUAUGUUCUUAGGCCCAAACUAGAUGUGACAUUAUGAAUGCCGCUAACAGUUGUAUGAUUUAAAAAAGUAAUAAUUAAGAAGUAGUAAGUAGCUGUGGGGAAGACUGAUCUGGAUCAGAACUGUGUAGGAGGAGAGGAGGAUUUUGUUUUGGUUCUUGCACCAAAGGGAUGUUUCUCUUAGCUGCACAUAGGAGCUGUGCAGGGUAGUCUGGAUUUGGAUCGCAGCCAAGGCAAAGGGUUAAAUGCUCCUUUGGGAUCCCAGUCCAAAUCCCGUCCUCCAGCAUUUGCUAUAUGUUUUCCUUUAAAAUAAUCACACAAUUGUUAAUUGGAUGAAUAAUGUCACAAUUUGGUUUUGCUCACAUUCCGUACUAUCUUCCCGUUAAUCACAGUCGGUAUUAACUUAGCAAGAAUUAGUGGUACUCAAGAUGUGAAUGAGCUAUAACUGGGUAAUAAGCAAACAUGUUAAUUUGGAUUGUUAGGGGAUAUUUUAACUGAAGGGCUUUUGAUGCAAAGGCAGAAAGCUUAAAGAAUAAGGAUUAAGCCAAAGUUGUACUAAAGCCGAGAGACUUACAUGAAAGGGUAGUGGACUUUGGAGUUCACAUAUUAGCUAACAUUGUGUGACUUUUCCAAGAGCAGAUCAGAAAACAAAGGAAGGGCUUUAAAUACAGAAAUCCUUGUUACCCUUCAGAGAAAUACCGUACAUGAUAAAAAUACAGAGCAAGCUAUGUACCAUUAGCCUAUUUAGUGGCAGUGAAAGCAGCAAAGAAGGCAUACUUUGCUGCCUCCAUGGGAACCUCAUUUGACAUCCAGCAGAGCUUUUCCAGGUAGUAUGGGGCCUUUUAUGGUUUGGUUCAAAGGAGGCGGUAGAACUGACAGUAGCUCACUGUGAUUUUUUUUGCAAAGCAUUUUGAGAAUAAAAUUGCUUGAUCUUGCCAAGACUUUGACUCUACUGUUACAGCAGAUUAAUCUCUAAAGGUGUCCAGAGCACCGUCUAACCCUGUUAUGUUGGAUAAGUUUCAGUUAGUAAGGCUGGAUGUGGACAAGUACUUGGAUUGGUCUGGGUGACCACUUACACUCUGGAUCCUUGCCCCUCUUGGCAGGUAAAAACUAGCAAGGAGGAGGAUAGCUGGCUGGGCCAGGGAGAUGAUUAAUGCCUCCAUGUGAGAGGGGAUAGUAAAAACGCAAGGGUAAAAAGCUGUGGUAAAACCUCUCUUCAAGAAAUCGUCUGUGGAUUCGGAAAACCUAAGUAAUUGCCUUUCAGUUUCCAAUCUGAUUUGGUAGCCUUGUAUGGUGGCCUCUGUUGUGUCAUAAUUCUUUCCUUUUGCUACACCCGUGUGCCACACUCUUGAUCUGCAACAAAGAGGAUUGCUACCUGGCUGCUUUUAAGUUGGAAUUGAUAGAGCUGCACCUUAAUGUACAAAUAGCAAAACAAAAAAACAAACCCGGGGUGACCUUUGUAAGAACAGAAGUACACAUGCUCCUGAAUGUCUCUUUCCGCUCCUUUUCCACAGCAUAAUCGUAUAUUUGUCUCAGAAGUAGGUUCCAUUGAAUUUAGUGGGGACCUCUUCCCAGAUACAUGACUUUAGGAUUGCAGCCUCAGAUUGUUGUACACAUGGGAGAGACCCCAGUUGCUUCGAAAUGCAUUAAGAACUUGAGCCUUAACUUUUGCCUCAAAAACGGUUUUGGUUUUUUUGUUUCCCCCAUAGUCGUUUUGUUCUUAUUUGCCACUUCUAAAUUGUCUGACUGGAACCCCUCAGCUACUGGAUAUUUUUACUCUGCAUUGCAAUGCUAAGAUCUUUAAAUUAUAAACUGAUGUCUUUCUGGGGAGAAAUUGGUUGGAGAGAUUUCUGGGCACGAAAGCAUGGGCCACAUAUAAAUAUUGGGGUCAGGCAUUCAAUGGAGUGAAUCUGCCGAGAACAUGGCGUAUUCAUUUGCAUUGUUCUGUUUUUCAAGACAAUAUGUCCAGCUCUGGGUGAGCAAAAUAUCAAACAAUAGCUUUUUAAACUGGACAGAUAUCCUUAGAGAUGACGUUUGCUGUGCUUCAGUUGUUGCACUGUUUCUGUAUACCAAAGUUGGUCUGUAUCUAUAGACAACUUUCUAAGGGCUGUCUACCAAUGGAAGGCAGGGCCAGAGGCAAAAGUUGACAGAGAGGUUAAUGUCUCUUACCUGUGUUUGGUAGGCUGAAUUCCAGCAAAGAAAAAGGCAGAGUUUUCUAUACAUAAACUCAUUACAACAAAUACACAUCUCUCCAUUCAAACAAGAGGCACGAUCACCUUUCAAUGAAACUUUCCAUUCAGGACAACCUGAUGAGGAACAGUGAGGAGGCCUAAAGAGACUCCCUGGGGCAGAAAGAAAGCCCGAAGGACCACAUUUGGAGGGCCCAUAGGCCAGAGGCUAGCCAUGCCCUCUAGGCAUAUGCACAGAGUCAUGUGAGUGGCAGCAGGCACAGAAUAGGGCAAAUGUGUUGAACAGCACAACCGUGUCACCACUGAGAGGGGUAAUGUGAUGUUCUCUACUGAAACUCACUUCUGUGUAUAUAGCACUUGCAUUUCAUGUUCUGUGUUCUGAUCUAACCACCUAAUUUACUUGUUUGCACAGAAUCGCAUUGAAGUGAAUAGUGGGGAUUUGAGGAUUUUAAAGUUAACAAUGGAGGACUCUGGGAUGUACCAGUGUGUAGGAGAGAACAAGCAUGGCAGCAUUUAUGCAAGUGCUGAAUUGGCUGUGCAAGGUACGUUCUGGAUUUCUGUGGAUUGUCUGGGCAAUACCGACAUGCUUUAGAAAGGGGGUUAUUUCUCCAGAAGUGAGCCCUGUGUGUUGAAUGGGACUUGUUCACUAGUAUUAAUGCUUGGAUUUUAAUCUUAAAUAUUGGCAAAUUCCCUGUCUAAAAAGCAGUAAGAUAAUGGACUGGCCUAAUACUUUGCCAUAUUGCUUCAUGGUGAAUUUCAUUUUUAACAUUUUAUUUUCUUUAGUCCUGGAGGGCUGCUGUUAACAGAUUGUAUUCUAGCAGUUUUAGUGGCAAGAAAAAUCUAAGAAACCUCAAAUGGUUUUAAUUUGAAAUGUCAACAUCUGCUUAGGUUAUGAGGCAAUACAGUAUUUACGGCCAAUCUCAGUUGGUUUUUCUCAAAGAUCAAGGCACUGUCGCAGCCAAGACUGAAAUAUGCCUACAUGCAUAGUGAAACUAGCAGACUUUUUCAUCCAUAUUGGUAUGUGAAUUCAGUCUGAUGUAAGAUGAAUAGAGGUGAAUUAAACUUCUCUAAUUAGCCACAGCAUGUUCCCCUAUAUUGUUUUUUAGUACUAUAGAUUUUAUUAACUGUGUGUAUUUCUGGCUCAUUUGCUUUGACAGGACUGAACAGAAACAGGCAGCUGCCCUUUUAGACAUUGAGCACACAUUUCAAUCAGUUUCAAAUUCAAUGACUUCUGGGGUUUUGAGUUUUGAAGUUCUGACUUUGAAAUUACACUUGGAAUCAGUAAUCUUUCUGUUCAAAAUUUAAGAUGUAGCUAUUUUGAAGGAUUAAUCAAGCUUAGGUUUUGACAUUUUAUUCUUCACAGUGUUCAAUUUCAGACUUUUUGGGCUUCAGAGAUCUGAACUUGCAGCAUGCUGAUUUUCACAGUGUAAAACAUUUGCAUUUUGUUCAAUGAAUUGGAGGUUUGCGUAGUUAAAUUUGUCUCACUUGGACUAAAUACUGAGGCACCUCACUGUUACAACAUUACUUUAGGUGUCCAAGUGACAGACAGGCAACUUUAUUUAACAGAAGCCAUGAUAUAUGUUAUCGUGUUACUUUUGCACUAUUAUAGAAUCUACAGGAAGCUUGCCUUUACCAUUCCCAGGGCUCAGCAUUCGUAAAACCUACUUAAUCAUUUUAUUUUCCCUUUUAGCCUUUGCUCCAGAUUUUCGGCUAAACCCCGUGAGGCGACUAAUACCAGCAGCUCGAGGCGGAGAAAUUAUUAUCCACUGCCAGCCAAGAGCUGCACCAAAGGCCAUUAUACUCUGGACCAAAGGGACUGAGCUUCUGAGCAACAGCUCCAGGUAUGAGGACCCUUAAGCUAGUUCCUAGCUAAAACUAAGUAGCUUUGAGCAUGCAGUCCCUUCUCAGUGCAAUUAUCCUGCUGGCUUCUGGUUAGCUUAAAUUUAUUGUGUGGAACUGAUCCCAUGUGUGUUUACUUGGAAGGCUGUCCCGGUGUGUUCAGUGGGGUGAGUCUCCUUAGGAUUGAUCCUUCAGAAGCAGCAUUUUCUUGCCUGGUGGCUCUGCUCUAAGCCCCUUGAAUUGUUUUUUUGGGGGGGGGGGCAGUGAUAUCUGUUGUCCAAAUGGUAGCUUGACAGAAAAGCAUGAUUUGUGCAGGAAUGUGAGAGGUUUUUAUUCAGCACUUCAGUUGUGCUAGGCUGCUUGGAUUUUGGAGCACCACCUACAUUUACUAUGAAAAUCUAGCAAGCAAGAAGCAGUGUUGAAACUGCGAAGGAGUGUCCUCCCUGCCACACAAGAUGAUUUCCCAGAUGGUUAGAAGAGUGGUAGACAGUUGCCAAUCCUUAAACAGCUUGUACAGAGAACAGUAUCCUGAAAGGAUUUGCACAGUGAAAAUGUAAGCUUGAAUCACAUCACCUUCAAGCAGCUUGAGGCAGAAAAAUGGCAAUAUCCUUUAAAUAAGUGUAUUUCAUACGUGGGAGUAUUCAGCUUUGCAUAUAUAUCUUGUCCAAUUAUUUAAGAGUAAGGACAUGUAUUUCUUUUUGGUGAAAGUUAAUCAUAGCUACUGUUUGAUAUCCUAGCCUGCUGAUUUAAAACUUCCAAAAGUAACUAGAGUUGCUUGUUUGCUUGUAAAAUAACAUAGUUAUUCAGUUGUUUGCUGCACCUUUAACUGCAGCCUGCAUAUGAGACCCACCUCCACCUUUGAAUCAUCUUUCUGCUGUCAGGUGACCAGAUGUAAGAUAACCCCUAACAGGGGGCAGGACUUAGGAUCCCCUUUUCUCCCAGUAACCCUUUCUCCUUUAUCUUCUAACACAAAACUAAACAGAGCUGCCACGCUAUCGCUGCAGCCCAGUGGCACACCUCAGUCUUUCUUUGGAAGGCCAAUGUUAUACAACGUAUUAUUUCCAAUACCUUUCAGCUGACGCAUUUGACAGAAUUCAUCACUGCCUUCAUGCUACAUGUCCCAUGACAAUCAAGUGGGUCUGUAGUUGGCUGAAUUAUUCUCUCACUUUCUCCUGAUGGGCUCUUCUUCCACUGCAGCAUCACCAUCACUCCAGAUGGCACCUUGAUCAUUCGGAAUAUUAGCAAGUUAGAUGAGGGCAAAUACACCUGCUUCGCAGAGAAUUUCAUGGGCAAAGCAAACAGCACAGGAGUUCUCUCAGUUCGAGGUAAGGGCAUUUUAUUGCCACUGGGACCAAAUGUAAUAAUGCAGGUAUUCUCAAGCUUCCUACCCCCAGGGCCUACUCAAGAAGGUUGAAAAUUACUGAGGGCCCACAGCCACAAAAUUCUCUUAUUUCUCCCAUAACAGGUCUCCUCAGUUAUCCCCUUCCUUUCUAUUUGCAGUUUGUUGUUGUUGUUAAGUUUUAUCAUAUUAUCUUAUUUUCUCAUUUCCUUCAGCACCUCCUCUGGCACUUUCCCCUUAGAAGAGGGAGACCCUCCCUCUCUCCCACUAGCCUCAGACUUCUCUUUCUCCCAUCAUGCAAGGAAUCAUUGAGGCUGAGCUUAGACCAGCCAAAAGGCUGUGGCAUAGCUAGGGGUGGGGUAGGCAAGUGAGGAAACACUGGGCAAGCUGUGGCACUGAGGCCAUGUGGCGAGUCCCUGCGUGCUGUUUGAGAAACACUGCAGUAAUGGAAAGGUCAACAAUACAUUUUGCCAUCAUUUCUGCCCUGCAAGUACUACAGCAAGAGAAGAGUGUAUUGCUAGUUCACUGAAGUAAUUAAAGUGGGCUUUCCUUCCUUUCCAACCACAUUAAGCACACAGUAAAAGAGACAACUGGUUCAAGACGACAGUGUUGCAGCCCUUCUCACUGAUUCUUUGGGGAUGGCAGAACCAUAACUGAGGUGCUCUGGGCUUUCCUAGUUUCUAGUUAUUUUUUUCACCAGCAAAUCUGUAUUCAGAGACAGAUGUCAUUCACCUUUUUCUGUGCCCGUGUUAUGUUAAUGAAAACUGAUAUGCACAAACAACUAUUGACAACUAACAAUCAUCUCACCUGCUUUUUCUGCAGAUGCCACUAAAAUCACCCUCGCACCAUCCAGUGCUGACAUUAAUGUAGGUGAAAAUAUUACCCUUCAAUGCCGUGCCUCUCAUGACCCAACAAUGGACCUCACCUUUACUUGGUUCCUGGAUGACUUUCUCAUCGACUUUGUCAAGUCCGAAGGCCACUACAAGCGAGCUAGUACAGUGAGUACUGCAAAUCCCAUGAUGCCCUGUAAUUUCCAGAAAGGUGGUCACAAUUCAAGGAGAACCAAUUACCCUUCUACCUUUUCAUUGGGAUGUCCUCUGAUAGAUCUCAUCAUUUGCCCACUGCUAAGAUGCUGCCUUUCUCCUCUUCUGUUGCCUUUCUCCUCUUUUUAAACUUGCAUGCCGCAAUUUCUCAGCUUGGUUCUGACAUUAUUCCUAUUGAUUCUUCUAUCAUAGAAAGAGAACAUUGGAGACCUUUUGAUCUUGAAUGCUCAGCUGAAACAUGCUGGUCGAUAUACUUGCACAGCUCAGACAGUGGUGGACAGUGCUUCUGAGUCAGCAUUGCUGGUUGUAAGAGGUAAUUUUUCCUGUCCCAUCACCCCACAAUUUUUGCAGUGACAAGUCCAAACAAGUUGCCCUCUGCCUGCACUUGCUCCUGCUCCCGCUCCCAGAAAGACAGACAACUUAUAUUCUCCACAAAACAGUAUAAGAGCUGAAUAUUUAUCUUGCCACGCAACUCACCCACUAGUGAAGCUGCAGAGUAAAGUUGGCUCUGUCUAGUAAACCUGAUGCCCUCCACGUGUUUUAGGCUAUAGUGCCCAUCAUUAAAGAUAGUCCAAAGUAUUUAGAGGGUUGGCAAAGGCUGAUCUCAUAGUAAGGGCUGCCCAGUUACAUUUCAUACAAAUAUACACAUUCACAUAUAGAAUUGCAUUCUAAAGCAAAAGAGAGAGAUGGAACCUUUUUCUAACAAGGUGGAAAGAUUUACUUAAUGCAAAUCCAGAAUUGUGGUGUGUUACUACAAAUCCUUCAAUGGGGGCUGUGUGAUGACAGCCUUACAUUUCUCUUUAUAUAGGAAGAUACUGAGGAUCAGGGAAAGCCUUGGUAAAGAGGUGUGACUUCAAUUGGUGGCAAAAACACCACACGAUUGGUGCUCACCUAAUCUCCAUGGGAAGCCCAUUCCAUAUGGCAAGUGCCCUCCUCUGCACUGCCCCCCUAAUAGGUCCUGGUACAGUCAGGAUGGCUCCAUCUGCAGACUUCAAUCUGUACAGAAGAAGAUGUAGCUCUGAGUUGUUCAGGGCUUUAUGUAGGAAAAUGGACAUCUUAAAUCUGGCUCAGUAACUAAACAGCAGCAAGUGCAGCUCCUUUAGCACAGGCAUUAUGUGCACACAUAUCAUGAAGCAAAAGUCCUCUCUCUUAAUGUUCUUCUAUGUGGUUCUGGGAUGUCAUUGUGUCUGUUGUUCUUCCCUUUUGGGUAGGUCCUCCAGGGCCACCUGGCGGGUUGGUGGUGAGGGACAUCAAGGACACCACUGUGCAGCUGAGCUGGAGCCGAGGCUUUGAUAACCACAGCCCCAUUGCCAAAUAUGUCAUCCAGGCCCGCACUCCACUCUUCUCCAAGUGGAAGCAAGUGCGCACCAGUAAGUGUCUUGAGGGCAGUGGCCCACACGGAACAGGCUUCAGUAGGAGGCUUUGCUGUUAUUCCUUUAGCACUGCUUGCUCUAUUUGUUCUAUUCUCGUGCUUUUGGGUUAUAGAUCCUGCAAAUAUUGAAGGUAAUGCAGAGACGGCCCAAGUGGCCAACCUCAUACCAUGGAUGGAUUAUGAAUUUCGGGUCCUGGCCAGCAACAUCCUUGGAGUGGGAGAACCCAGUGUGCCUUCUACCAAGAUCCGCACCAAAGAAGCUGGUGAGUACACCACCCAGUGGUGAUGCAGGGUAGGGUCUUCUGUCUGGUGGGCCCUGUGGUUAUGAAACUCCCUCCCUGUAGAGCUGUAGCUGUUCCCCCACCUGAUCAGCAUUUUGGUGUCAUCUUAAAAUGCCUUCUUACAAAAUUGCUUCACUCACCUGCUGUAUUUAUCUAUCUUAGUGAUAGUUUAUUCUGAAACAGAUUUUAACUCUUUAAUUAUUGUGCCUGUACUUUUGUUGUAUGCUGUCCUGAGCUCCUUUGGCAAGAAAGGUGGGGUAAAAAUCUAAUAAGGUAUUUUCCAAAGCCAGAAGAAGAAGAAGAAGAAGAAGAAGAAGAAGAAGAAGUUGUUAUUUCACUGCAUAGUGCUAUCAGAAUUCUUAUAAUGAUGGAAUGACUCACAGAAAUUAUUUUGAUCCAGUGGUUGUCACAAUCAAUUGCUGCUUCAGCUUAUGAACUUACAAGAUACAUGACCUUCACGUUUUCAUGAGGACUAGAACAUCUGAUUUUAAAACUCCACAAAGUUUUUGUGGUGAUUUAUUGGGCCUUCUUUUUUAGGUGCAUGCAUUCUUGGACUUCCUUAGACUUUUCAAAGUGAUGUCCUUUACAUAUGUUUUAAAAAUUGACACUCAUAUUUCACAGGUGAAAGUUCAGUGGGACAAUUUACCUGAAUAUACCUUCUUUAUGAUGUAGUUGAUUGAUUCUAAUUAUUGAAAUGGUGCUUUUCUUUAGUAUUGCUUGACUUUUGUUUUCCAAUUUAACAUGUCAUCUUCUGCCUCUCUUUGGGGGGAUCACUCCAGCCCCUACUGUUGCACCAUCUGGGCUCAAUGGAGGAGGAGGAGCACCUGGAGAACUCAUCAUCAACUGGGCGGUAAGCCAGCCACACAAAAGUGGGCAAUUUCAUUGCUGACAGCUCUCUGUUUUUCUUUGCAUUUCUUCUGGGAGUAGGCAAAAUAAUCACUGUGUGUUACGUGCAAAAGCAUGUUUGUUGUUCAGGAGCACAAACACAUGGAAAUAGUAGGGGUUGACAAUGACUGUAGCUUUCUUUGGUUACAGCUUACCAGAGUUUGUCACAGCAUUGGGCAGGGAUCCCGACAUGAGGCAGUCUACCUGCUGGCUGAUGUUGCCGUCCAGUCCAUGUUCUAGGGCACAUGUGCCACAUGUGGCAGCUCCACUGCUGGAAGGAUCCCACUACCUCCCAGGCCACUUCUGGUGCCAGCUCACCAUUUGCCAUCCUAUUAUGCAGAUAAAGUAGUUAAUAAAGAAGUUCAAUUUGCACGUGUUUGUAAAAUAAAUCUAUCAAUUGAGAGUAAUGUAGGCUUUUGUUUUCUAUAAAAAAAGAUCCCUAUUUGAUCUAUAAUAAUAGUAGUAGUAGUAGUUAGCUCAGGGCGGCUAACAUCAUAAAACUAAGACAGUAUACAAAGAGCAUAAGAACAUAAAAACAGGCAAUCAAUUAAUUAAAAUACAUCUUAAAAUUAGUUCAGAGCAAAUUAAAAUCUGGAUAGAUGGCAAUCCAUGGGUAAAAUUGAAAGUGGUUAAUAUUCUCUAGGGCCAACUGUUACCACUGGUCUUAUAAAGGACCUUCGAGUGGGCUAGGAGGCCUCUUUAAUGCUUGUUCUUAUACAGAAAGAAAAGAAUCAGACUGAACCCCAACCAAAGGCCUGGCAGAACAGCUCCGUCUUGCAGGCCCUGUCAAAUCCCACAAAUCCUUUAAAGAAGGAUCCGGGAUUAUUUCCAUGUGAAUAGUACUUUUCUUUUCUUUUCUUAAAAUAUUUUUUAUUAAUUUUCCAUUUAAACAUAUACAGUCACAUAAUUGUUACCCACUUAACUUAUUUGGCUCUUUAGAGCCUACUGACUUCUUUCCCUCCCACUUCUUGGCUUUCAAAAGUAACCUUUAUAUCACAGCACUUUAUAUAUCUUCCAAUUCUAAUAUAACUCAUUACAAAACACCUCAAAAUUUAAAUUAGAAAAGUAAAAAAAUUAUCAUUACAAGUCUUCAGAUAACCUUACUAAGUACUUCUCGUUUCUAAGAAGGAUACUUGAUUUUAAACUGUGCUACCCGAGUCCAGAUUUUACCUCCUUUUUGUUCUCUUGCUCGUUUGACCAGCUGGCAUGUCACUGUUGUAUGCAUAAAUCUGUAUAAAGCAUGUCGUGUGAAUAUGAAAUCUGGAUCCAGACCAAUGUUGUGGAGUCUUUCUGUUUUGUUUCCCCCCUCAACUGGUCCCAACCUGCAUUUCAGCCAAUGCAACGGGAGUACCAAAAUGGAGACGGCUUUGGAUAUAGGCUCUCUUUUCGCAAAGAAGGCACUCAGGUGUGGAAGACAGCAAGCGUGCCCCAUGCGGAAUCCCUACAUUAUGUUUAUCGCAAUGAGAGCAUCGCACCCUAUACUCCCUUUGAAGUGAAAAUCAAGGCCUUCAACAGGAAGGGGGAGGGGCCAGAGAGCCUGGUGUCCAUUGUGCAUUCUGCAGAGGAAGGUAGGCUGGGAUCAUAAGAGUGAAUUGCAUACUUCCGAGUAUUGCUUCAGCUCAGUUCAAUUUCCACCUGAUGCUUCUCUCAAGAGCACCAGAUCAAUAGCAUUGCAAGAGUUGUUUCCUGCCUUGCCCUUUGACAGGAGGCCAAGUGUCUGGUUCCUGAUCUUUGCGCCUUGCAGAUAUUUGUAGACUUGGAUUAGAUUUGCCCAUAAUUCCAAGGUUUUGCUGUUGUAUGUCCACAGAACCAAGAGUGGCUCCCUCUAACGUUACUCUCAAGGCAGUGUCGGCCACAGAAGCAGAUUUUUCCUGGGAUCCCGUGGAGCAACAUGAAAUGAACGGAGUCCUCUUGGGCUAUGAGGUAAGAAGAAAGGGGAAGGAGUGGAUCUGGAGCAAGGCUCAGGUUCAGAGACAACCCCACAAAAAGAAGCAUUGGACUGGUAUGGUGGUAUCUCAGCAACUGUUUGCAGAGCCACCUCAGUUCAGUCUGAUAACAUGACAGAAUCUCCUCUUGUGGAUAAGCUGAUAUGGGCUGCUCAGAGGAAAUAGUCUUACUGCUGACUUAAAAAUAAAACACCUCAGUGUCAAAGGAGCUCAGAUUGCCAUGUGUCCCUGUCUUCAGAUCCGGUACUGGAAACAUGGUGACAAAGAGGAGGCUGCUGACAGAGUGAGGACUGCGGGACUUGUCAACUCAGCACGUGUAACAGACCUCCAACCUAACACCAAGUAUCGUGUGGCUAUCAGGGCUUACAACCGAGCUGGGACUGGGCCAGCCAGUCCUCCCACCAGUUUCAUGACUACAAAACCACGUGAGUGAGCAUUAGAUGAAGCUGCCUUUCUUUUCUGUAAAUACUUCAGUCACCUCUGAUAUGUGUGUCUGUAGCUUACUAUGCCUCCUUUUUUUCCUUUUUAUUGCUGUGGUUUUUGUGCUUUAUAAUGUGUGUUGCAUGUAUGAUGGUUUUAUUUAUUUUAACUUGCAAGCUGCUUUGGGUUUAUCUUCUUGUAUAGAAAAGCAGUAUAUACAUUAUAUAGUGUUGGGGGGAGGGGGUUGUCUGUGUGUUGACUAAGGAUGUGCCCCAACCACAACAUUUGCCUUUUUUCAUAGCAUUUGAAAGCAGCCUGAUCUGUUUCAGAUCCCUAUCCAUCUGAUUUGAUUUGUGAAUUGGGUCCGAAUCUGAUGUGUUAAGUCCAAAGCUUUGUUUCACCCAAUUUAAUAUCAUGAAGAAGCUACAAAUGACGUUAACCAUUUUCCUCCCUUUUCACAUAAGUGGAUGAAAUUUGCAAGCAAAUGAGUCCUUGCAGAGUAAAUUUGGGCUGCCAAAUUUCUGGUAGAUCCAUCCCAGAGUGGCUUCCUCUAACAUUUGCAAUUUGUCGUUAUUGAAUGACACUCAAAAUCUGAUGCCUUAUGCAUAUGGCACACUGUGCCUUGUGGUAGAACUGGCCUGGAGAGGAUUCCCUUUCCAAUUACCAGAGUUAGAGCUGGAGUGGGAGGGAAGCAACUUUUUCCUGUAUCAUCUUUAUGGCAAUGAGGGCUCAGUGUAUUCUGUACAUGUACAUCAGGGAGGAGAGACAUUGGGAGAGAGAAAUGGGGAUGACUAAGAAUUGAGGAGAAAAGAAGAAGGUAAGUAAGAAGGUGGGAGGAGGGCAGAGAGACAUAGGGUGGUGCCUUAUACUGACUCAGACCACUGGUCCAUCUAGUUCAGUAUUAGAAAAUAUCUACACUGACUGGCAGCAGCUCUCCAGGGCUUCAGACAGGAGUCCCAACCUUAUCUGAAGAUGCCAGGGGUUGAACUUGGGACCUUCUGCAUGCUCUGCCGCUGAUCUACAGCCCUUUCCCAAGAGGCUAGAACAGGCAUAGGCAGUGGCAGAGUUUCAUGCUCCAACACUGGGGGGCGGAGAGCAGACGGGAGUGGGGCAUGGCACCCAGAGUGGAGGCAUGGCCCCCAGAGCGGGUGGAGGGCACAGCCGCGAUGGCACCCCCCUGGGAUCGCACUGCCGGGGGCGGUGCGUUCCCCCCGCACUCCUCUUCCUCCACCAGUGGGCAUAGGCAAACUCCAGCCCUCCAGAUGUCUGGGACUACAAUUCCCAUCAUCCCUAGCUAACAGGACCAGUGGUCAGGGAUGAUGGGAAUUGCAUUCCCAAACAUCUGGAGGGCCGGAGUUUGCCUGUGCCUGGGCUAGAAUGACUGAGGAGAUGGGAGAAAGUGGAGCACAGGAGGAAUGGGUGGGAGAGAACAGGGAAUGCUCCCAGAUUUGUAGAAUGGGUAGCCAGAUGGCAGGUGGGAGGAAGGGUUGUGUGGAUUGGAUUUCAUCAGCCAAAGCAUUGUCUGUAGGCCUCUAUCUUGCUUUCUGUUGCUGUAGUAAAGAUCUCUACCAUUUUGUAUCCUCUAGCACCAAAAAGGCCACCAAGCAACAUUUCCUGGAAGUUUUCCAGCACCAGCAUUAGCAUCAAGUGGGAUCCUGUGGUUGCCAAUUCAGAUGAGUCUGCUGUCACUGGGUACAAGGUAACUUGUAGAAAGUUCCCCCUCCACCACCGCCCUUGGCUGAAGGAUUCUUAACUUCUGAAAUGCAGUAUAAUAAGUCAGUGCAAAGUAUACCCCCCUGAGAAAUAACACUGGGUGGCAGGGUGGUAUUUCAUUAAUUUACCGAGUGAGCGAGACUCCUCAUAAAAUAAAUGCUCUAGGCAUUGCACAAAUAAAAAAUAAAUGAAAUAAAAAAUAACAGUAAAUCCAUACUGCAAUAAAACCACAAUAAACUUAAGAGACAACCGGCAUAAAAGUCCAGAUACACAACCAGCACAAUAAAAUGCUGUGUGCAGCACGGAACUAAGGCAACUAUCAAAUACAUACAUUAAAAACCACUAAGCUUUCCUGGGGGAAUUAAAUCCAGAUCUUAAAAGGCUGCUCCAUUCUUUCUCUGUACUGUGGUUCUGCAUCCGUUGGGCAGCUUUCCAUUUUCUCUGGGUGUAUAGCUGUGACUCUACACAUCCUUAUCUGUAAGUCCCAUCAACAUUUGAUUUCUAAACAAGGGCUUAACUCCCAAGUAAAUUUGCACAAGAUCAGGCUCAGGAACCUUCUGCAAGAUAUUGGAAAACGCACGUGCCGCCCCUGUGACUACUAGUUCCUUAAAAAUAAUGAGGGAUGGGAGUGAAGUUGAAGGGGACUCAGCAACAGUAAACUCAACAUGUCUCCUCCUAAUAGAUGCUGUACCAGUCGGACCCGCACUCAGCUCCUGUUCUGUACACAGCCGCCAAAAAUUGGAUUGAGAUCAUGGUUCCAGAAGACUCUACUCAUGCAGUGGUGCAAAUUAGGACGACUGGUCCAGGAGGAGAUGGAGUCCCAGCAGAGGUGCGCAUCCUGAGAAACAGUGGUGCGUCUGCUCUUCUCUUUUCUCCUUAUUCUACAUUUAUCGUGUAGGCUCAACUUUUCGCCCCAGCAGGCAAGUUGAAAACAGCAGGAUCAAUUGCCUUUAGUAACGGGCAAGUUUAUUCUCCCCUGGCUUUGUUACUUGGUUCUCUGCUUUGGUGUGACAGUGGAAAAUUAACAGGGGUAAAUGCUGGGGAAAUAACAAGAUUGAAUGCUGUAGUGCUGGAUCACAUUUCUCCAGUGUGGCAGAUGAAUAACGACUCUUGUUCCACACUUGAGUUGGGAAGUGUGCCUUGCCUGAACUCCUGUCGAGGGUCCAUGGGUAUUUAGUCAGAGCGUUUUGAUUUGGUAGUGAAAUGGGACAUGGAACCCAUCCCAUAAAUAUUCUAAUGCAUAUUAAAACCCUGGGUUUACCAUGAAUUGAAAUAGGUGAUGAGGGGGCAAAGGAGUUCAUUUCUGUGCAGACUUGGAUUAAAUAAAAUCUUAACUGGAUAAGAAUCACAGGGCGACCUUACUCUUGAAGCAAGCGCCAUGUGGCUCUGAGGUUCAUACUUCCAAGCCAGGGAGUAAGAAUUUUGAUGACAGCACUAGAAGUACAGGUUCAGCCACCACUGUGAAAUGUGUUUGGAACCUGUGUUUAGGAAGUUGAAGAAGCAAUGCAGUAGUGGAGCAUGGUGGAGGGUGGGGUAGCACCAGUACUUUGUUUCUUGAAAAGAAAGGUGCCGGUACUCUGGUCAGUUGCCCUGGGUGCAAAAUUUCCUCAGGGCCAGGAAAAGCAAUUAGAUGUAGAACAAUUCCUUCUUGGGGAAGGAGGCAGAAGGGCUCCAGGAUCCUGUUAGAGCCUUGCACCUCCUUCCCCAAGUCCAGGAAGUAUUUGCCCAGCUUAGGGAAGGAGAUUCAAUGCUGUGACAGGGUCCAAGAGCCCUUCUUCCUCCUUCCCAAUAAAAGGUGGUGGUACUGUGAGUGUCUGGAGGUGGUUGGAGGAUGGAUGGCAGCUAACAGAUUGAGGCUGAAUCCUGACAAGACAGAAGUACUGUUUUUGGGGGACAGGAGGAGGGCAGGUGUGGAGGAUUCCCUGGUCCUGAAUGGGGUAACUGUGCCCCUGAAGGACCAGGUGCGCAGCCUGGGAGUCAUUUUGGACUCACAGCUGUCCAUGGAGGCACAGGUCAAAUCUGUGUCCAGGGCAGCUGUUUACCAGCUCCAUCUGGUACGUAGGCUGAGACCCUAUCUGCCUGCAGACUGUCUCGCCAGAGUGGUGCAUGCUCUGGUUAUCUCCCGCUUGGACUACUGCAAUAUGCUCUACGUGGGGCUACCUUUGAAGGUGACUCGGAAACUACAACUAAUCCAGAAUGCGGCAGCUAGACUGGUGACUGGGGGCGGCCGCCGAGACCAUAUAACACCAGUCUUGAAAGACCUACAUUGGCUCCCAGUACGUUUCCGAGCACAAUUCAAAGUGUUGGUGCUGACCUUUAAAGCCCUAAAUGGCCUCGGUCCAGUAUACCUGAAGGAGCAUCUCCACCCCCAUCGUUCUGCCCGGACGCUGAGGUCCAGCGCCGAGGGCCUUCUGGCGGUUCCCUCAUUGCAAGAAGCAAAGCUACAGGGAACCAGGCAGAGGGCCUUCUUGGUAGUGGCACCCGCCCUGUGGAACGCCCUUCCAGCAGAUGUCAAAGCGAUAAACAACUACCUGACAUUCAGAAGACAUCUUAAGGCAGCCCUGUUCAGGGAAGUUUUUAACGUGUGAUAUUUUAGUGUAUUUUUGGUUUCUAUGUAAGCUGCCCAGAGUGGCUGGGGAGGCCCCGCCAGAUGGGCGGGGUAUAAAUAAUAAAUAAUAAUAAUAAUAAUAAUAAUAAUUAUUAUUAUUAUUAUUAUUAUUACUGUGUACCAUUGCAUACCACCAGGAAAAACUCAAGUUUAGUUGUCUCAAAUUCAUUUUGAAGAGGUAAGCAAACUCCUAAGAAAUCCAGUUAUAGUGGCUGACAUAUGCACACAGAAGCAGGACUGUUACAUCAGCUGCACACUUAAAAAUGUCUCUGGAACAAAGUCAGAAAAUAAUCGUGCCAGUGUUUGGUUUGGUUAAAAACACACACACAAAAAAAACCUUGGAGAAGAACAGAGUGAAACAGUAGUUCUUAAUCAGUAAAUCAAUAAUAUUGAGAAAUGUAUUGCAACGUAAGCAGUUGAGUGAUCAAUUAAGCAAUGCACUAAUUGAAUGACUAGAUCAACAAAGCUCUGUGUGCAAAUACAUUCCACUAUAAAUGGCUUGUAUUUUAGAAUACUUCUCUCCUGGCUGGCCUUGUUUCACUUAUGUAAGUAAAAGUUGGGCAUCCUUCAACUAGCCUAUCUUACCAUGAGCACUUCUCUUAUGUAAAAGGGAGAGAAAGAUCUGUAGUGGGAGAUGGACUGAGAAGGAUAAACUGGGAGUCAAGGGCAAACUGAGAAAUAUCUGCACAGCCUUCAUGUAACAGGAGGAGCUGGGAAUUUAAUGGGUGGAAUAGGGAGGGAAUCUGGGAACUGCAGGUGAUUGAAGCACCCUUGACAUGUCUCUAGGUACAUAAACAUUCACACAAUAGGCUUCCACCAUUUCAAAAAUGUUUUGCCAUCAGUGGGGUGUUUUGAAUAGGCCUGGAUUCUCAGCUAUAUUGUCAUGGCCCCAGCAGCCAAUCCAAAGCCAUAACAGGGACAGUUAAAGCACAAACCACAUGAGCCUCUUUUAGAAGCAUGGCUGGUACUCCACAUAUUCAGUCAUCACAUGAGAGGUGGCGGCAGGUAUGUGCAUGCAAGCAAAGCCAAGCUCCACACAUACGUCAGAAUGCACAUAGGGUGGGGCAUUCAUUGAACACACAGACCCCAAGCCAUGCUUCAGAAAUAUAUCAUGCAUAGCAUUGAUCUCCAGGCCCCCAGAAUCUGCCCCCACUGGUUCUGGAAUCUAGAGUUUGCUCCAGGACUAGAACAAUGCUGACUUGCUGAGCCAGUGCUUCGCCUUUGCCUUCCCCUGGAGCAUAGCAUACAAUGGAAAACGCAGAACAAACACUUAAGGAAAUUCUGAAGCUUCUGCUUGUUCAAAACAAAGGGCCUUUUUACUUGUGUUUUUGCAACUCAACAGCAUUGUUUCUUUCUUACAGGGACCAGUAUGAUGGUGCAAAAUUCUGCUGACCGUCCAGUGGCAAAUACAGUGGUUGCUCUGAUGUACUCACUAAUUCUGUCUGCACUAAUGGGUUGCUUGGAGCUCUGAUAACCAGCCCCUGUUAAAGAGAGAUGUUGGAUUCCUCCUCAUCAAGCCAGAGAGCAAAUCAACAACUGACCAUUGGGAGUACAAAUUUCUACUACAACUACUAGUAGAAAAGAACUCAAGAGAAAAUAUAUAUAUAUACUCUUUUCUUCCUUUUUCUUUUUUUAGAAAAUAGAAUAUUUCAUACAAGACGCGAGUCUUUAAUCAGUCAGUGGUUUUUUUUAACUGAAGAAACAAAAGGAUGAAUUUCAUAUGAAUUCUGGAAACUGGCUGUCUCAUAUUACUGUAUUCAGUAGAUUCUUCUGCCUUACAAAGCCAUGUACAGAAGGAAACAGACUCUUAAAACUCAAUCUUGAACCUUGUUUUCUUUCUUUCUUUUUUUAAAUUACAGAAUAAACGCAGUAUCUUUUGAGGAGAGGUUUUCAAAGAGACGAGCAUGCUCUGUAUCAUUCCAGCCAGUAUUGAACUGACGACUCUUGGGUUCAAAGAUGAAGGAGAACUCACUGAGUGGCAGCAUUAGUCUAAUCACUGCCUUUCAUGGCAACCAACUGAAGUGGAGAAAGCUAAUGGUGAUGGACAAGCAUUUCCCACCCCAGACUUUAGAAGAAGCAAGCAGAGCUUUGUGAAUGGGUUGCCAAAAGUAGAAAAUUGAGGCUCUCACGGGUGGAACCAAAAACAUUAAGUUGCCUUGCCAUGUGGCUUCCACCCAGUAUGUGCUGCUUGUAAUCUUCGGUGCUUUGCCACACUUGGCGCAACACACAUGCAUUUACCAGUUCUUGCAUUUUCCUUUGGUUUUCUUUCCUUCUCCUCCCCCUGCCCCACUCCACUAGGUGUUCUGAAGAGAAAGAGAUACCAGAGGAGCUUUUAUGUCAGGAGGGAAAGGUUCAGGGUCUGUCUAAAAGGACGUUUGAAUGCGGUAGACUGGAGGUGGUUACUGCAGAAGCCUCUUUCCACUUUUACAUAGUAAUAUCAUCUGUCCAAACUUCCAUUAACCUGCCUUGGACCUGAGAGCAAAUUCAAUCUAUUAAGUUGUCUUGCCUUUCCACCUGUAGGAAAGUUCUCAGGUCAUGUGUGGUUGCCAAACCAAUAAAUAUUUGGAAAUGUUAUGCCUCUCAAUGCCUACUGAUCACUGUCAGAACUAAAUAGUAGAUCAAUCGAGCGCCUGAACUGAGACAUAAGAAUGCUGACAGACACCUUUUGUUUCUCCGAACGUUCUUCAGUGAUUUAAUGUUUGUUCUUAGCUGGUUGAUCUCUCUUAGUGUGCUUUACAUCUUUCGUAGACUAAGGAAGGGGGAAAAACUUCAGCUCCCCAAACAGCUUGUAAGAACGAACCAAUAAGAUUAGUGUAGGAAUCCUGUUACGCACUAUAAAACACCCUCGUACUUUCCUGAACUCAGAAAAUAGGACAGAUGCUUACUGGGGCUACCCAGCCAGAUGGGAAGGGAAACGUUUAAGGUGCAGGAGUUGCUUCUUUUAGUGAUUGGACAACUUCUUCAGAUCUUAAACAUACAGAAAUGGCUUGAUGAUGGUGUUGUCCCCCUUGGUGAUGGUGUUCUUCAUAUUUCACAGUGUUGAACGGAUGUGGAUAGCAACCCCUGUAGCUACUCGGUUGGCUGGAGAGGUGGUGAUCAACUCUGGCAGCGUCUCCCCAAGCCAUUAUCAGCUCUAAUAAGGGGGUAAAUAUAGGUACUUCACUCACCUUCAAAGGAGAAAGCUAGAGAAAGAAAAGGUUCGUUACAAGUCUAUUUUAUUGUGUCUGCUCCAGUCCUAAGGUACCUACAUAGAAUGUGAAUUGUCCUCCAUAAUUUACAUCCUUUUUAGAAAUGUUAGUCUUAAAUUAUGUGCUAGCUUCCCCUUUUGAUGGAAGCUCUUCUGUUGUUCCAAUGCAAGUUAUAGCUAUGUUUUGUAUAUUUUAUGUGAAUUUUAGAGUUCUUGCUCUAUUUUUAUUGAAGGCUUGGUAUAUUUCUUGUUUGGGGUAGAUUGGUUGGCAUUAAGAGGUUUUGUUGGCAUUAAGGGAAUCUCUCCAACUUAUGAAGCAAAGUUUGUUCCCAAAUUGUUUGUAACUAGAUACUGGGAAAUGAACCAGGGACCUACUUCAUGUGGUCUACCAUUGAACUGUGGCUACUCAAGAUAUGUCACUUGUAGUUACUCAGAAGCAUCAGGUGUGAGUUAUCUCUGCAUGACACAUUAUGGUAUACUAAGCUUAAAUUAAGCUAGAACUUGGACCAGGAACCUAUCAAGUGAUCAAACCAAGUUGCCUUUGAAAAUGUGCAGCAUACCUUAACCUCUCCUCUAGAUAGCCAUGGAGUGGAAUCUGAUUAGAGGGUGUGGGUUCCAGGCAAGUUUGAGUUCCACCAUUUUGCUCUUCCAGAAAUUAAAUAGUGGUGGCAGCGUUCAGAGUAUCUUUGGUUCUCCAGAUGCUGCUGGACUACCAUCAUCCCUGACCAUUGGCCAUGCUGAUUACUGAUGAUGGGAGUUGAAGUUCAUCAACAUCUGGAGGGCCACAGGUUCACCAUACCUGUCCUCAACAGUGAGAGGUAAUAUAACAUGGGAUGGAAAAGGAAGUGCUCACCCAGCAUGCCGAGUUCUCCAGACAACCUGGGCAGAGAGGGCCAAGUGAUGACGGCUGGGUGUUUGAAAAACUGAGCCUUGAUAUUUUGAUGCUUAAACAAGAUGCAAACUGAAAAGGGCGCAGAAACCUGUUUUCCAGUGGUCUUGUAUCACUCCUUCAACAUAGUCUGCUCUACUUUGGUAAUGUGGAAAACCUAAAAACUGUAGAGUAACUUUACUAGCAUUGUGUAUAAGUGCGAUGCCAAUAGUUUUACAUUUGCAUUCUAUUAAAAACGGCCACUGGCGGGAUACAUCUUGUUGCUCUGCUCAUCUCUGUUGAGUUUGAUGGGGUGUAGCCUUGUCUCUUUUCAAGGGCAUGAAAAGGCCUUUUUUCUUCACUAAGGUGGGGUGUCUAUGAAUCCAGUCAGGGCCUAGGCCCUACCUCCUUGGCCAAGGAGUUCCACCUUGGUGUUAAGCUAGUUGUAUCUCAUUCCUCUUCUGCUCUUUCCCAGGGACACCCUUGGUUGUUCUCUCCUCCAUCUAAGGGGUGGGUGGGUGCCAAACCAAGCUGCCUUCUUAAAAAACAAACAAAAAAUCUUUAUCCUGACAGAAGAAAGUGUUGAAGGUAUCCUCCAGCUUGCACUGGACUGUUGGAAGUGGGGAUGAAAGAGCACAUUUUUAAGCAGACUGACCUUAUUUGCAUCUCCCAGGCUAAUAUAUGCCUAAUACGUGGAUUGGACCAUAGUUGACCUUCGAUUUUGCACUUCUUGGCCCAAAAUACAUACCAAAAUGUGUAAAAAUAAUAAUAAGUGUUUUUUAAGGUUAAAGUAGAUUUAGAAAUGCACACAUGGAUAUGAAAUACACAUUUAAAUAUGAUUUUUGUAAUAAAAAUACAUAUUUAAAUGAUAUUUAAAUAUGAAUUUCUGUACUGAUUUUUAAUAAAUUGCAGAUUGAUAAAGCAGGAAGUGAUAGAUUUGUGAACGAACAUGAGAGAAACUGACAGAGACUGGAAAUAGACAGAUCUGCCUAUCUCUAGCUGGAAGCUAUUUCUUUGGGAGCUAACACAGCGUUGUGAUUGGCUAAGAGACAUGACCUGUAAACCAAGAGUUGCUUGAUUCACAGCUUGCCUCUGCCAUGGAUGCAGUAGGUGGCCUUAGACAAGCCGCUAUCACUCAACCUCAGUGCCUCAUCUGUAAUAGGGGAUGUGAUAAUAAUACUGAUUUGCCUUUCAGGAUGAUUUGUAAGGAUCUCUGAGAUCAUGUACGAGGAGCACUUUGAGGACUCCAAAUUGCUACGAAAAUGUUAUUGUACUUUUCAGUUGCAUAUAUUGUUUUGUUGCAGUUCUUCUCUCCUGUUGACCUGAAGGAGUAUUUUGACAGCAGUGUGCAAACUCAAGUCAGGGUGUAUAGAAAAGCAAGCGGGAGAUUUUGUUCCACACAGGCAAAAAGGGAGAGGCAGACCAUGUCCCCUGCGUGGGCCAUAUAAGAGUGUUUCAUGCCCUUAUCUAAAAGCAUGCAAGGUAGGCAUUUGUGCAGUGCAUCAGUGUGUUUUGGUAGGCUGCAUUUUAGAAUGAGGGAAUUUCUCCAGAGAAGCAAAAAAAGACAUCCUUGUUGUAUUCUAGCAUGCAAUCUAGAAUACUUCCAAUUCCGCUCGGCUUCAAACGAGGCUGAACCCUGUGGAGAACUUCAUGCCUAUAGCUGUGCUAAUGAAACAGUUUGUUAUAGUUUAUGUAAUGUGCAUAGAAUGGGAUAGAACUGGGCAUGCCAGAGACACUUUGCAAAUGUUAACAUUUCCUUGGGCUCAGGUGGGGCUCAGGGCAGGUAUCUUCAUGCUGAACUGCAUCCCUGGCAUAUUACUGGCAAAAUUCACCUGUGACACAUUGAUUGGAAAGGAUACCAGUUGACUUUUUUCCAUGAGUGUCACUCUAGACUUCAGACUUGCUGUUUAAAAUAAAGCAGUGUUUUAAAAUAUAAAAGUGAGACAUGAUUAGGAUGUAUGAUAAAUAGCCCUGUGAAAUUACGUGUGUAUGUAUGUAUGUAUGUAUAUUUAUAUGUGCAUUUGUUUUUGAAUUUGUGUUAUUUCUUCUCAUGCAUUGAAAUAUAUUCUUUUUGUUACAUUUACAUUCAUACUCCAACUUACCAUGUAUAAAUAAAACUGCAGUACACAU
Messenger RNA from Podarcis lilfordi (Lilford's wall lizard), 66563 nucleotides. Lineage: Eukaryota; Metazoa; Chordata; Lepidosauria; Squamata; Lacertidae. The record is from the annotation of a GenBank genome assembly.